Molecule: messenger RNA, 54228 nt
Organism: Mus musculus (house mouse)
Lineage: Eukaryota; Metazoa; Chordata; Mammalia; Rodentia; Muridae
Gene: Stox2
Product: storkhead box 2
Exons: 5
Coding region: 45743-47899 (718 amino acids)
Biological process (GO): embryo development ending in birth or egg hatching; maternal placenta development; regulation of transcription by RNA polymerase II
Source: RefSeq, a predicted model, not a curated record
AAGCACGGUUCAGCCGCCGCCUGUGAUUGCUGCGCCGCGGCUAGUUGAGGGUUUGGGGUAGAGGAGGACCUGCGGUGAUGGAUGUGCCGAGUUAUGUAUGGGGAGAGCAGGGAAAAAUUAGCUCCCAUCCACCAUUUUGUACCUCUGUAAGAUCCACAGCAGGCCCUCUCAAUAUGGGGUUGGAGAGCUAUUCUUUAGGUAAAAAUCGGGGAGGGGGAUUGAGCUGAGCAUCUGGUCUGCAGGGAGAUAGGAUGGCUGCAGCCUUCCCUGAGCUUUGUGAAAGGCGAGCCUUAGUCCAGGGUUGCCCGCAAUACCAGGUUCGCCUGGGCCUGCCUGCAUUAUGGCUUAGAGGAUAUUUAAACACUCCCUCCCCCCCUUUUAAAAAAAGGAACAGGUUCUUUGCACCGUUCUGGAGAUUCGAGGCAGGGGGAAGCUCUGCCCAUGUCCGUCUGAGUCUGUUUCAAUUUGUAUGCAGGAGCUAUGCCGUGGAGCUCAUUGAAAGCUUGGGGAGGGAGUCGUGGUGUGUUUGCAUACGGAACGCUCGCACGAUUGCGCGUGGACUUAGCAUAGCUUGCAUCAGUGCUGUGGAUGGAAUGGAGGCUGUAUCGUGUUUUGCAUGCCGGAUGGGAAGGGCAAACACAAUGGUCCUAGAAUUGAAGGCUUCAAAAAAUAGGUUUCUUGUGAGAAAGCGGUGACUGCUCAGAGCCUCCUGGAAUGAGCUGGUUUUCUUUGAAUCCCAUUCACUGGCUUGUGAUACUGGACCAGGGAUGCUGAAGGGGGAAAUCCUGCGAACCUUGCAUUUUGUGUCCCUUACAAGUAAGGGUGUGAAAAAUGUUUCAUUCUGGAAAGAAUUUGCUUUUAAAUGCAAUGUCGUGGAAGCGUGGAGACCAAACCACUCUAAACCCUGUCUUAACUGGGGAGAUUGUUUUAAGCUUGUGGUUGGUACUUAUAGUCAAGCCUUACUUUCUCCCUGAAUAGCAAAUCCUUUUAAAUUGGGGUCAGUGUCUCACACUUUAAAAAUGUACUGUGACCACGUCUCCAUUCCCAGAAAAAGCCUCAAAGUAGCUAUCCCUUUUAUUUCAAAAUCAGGUAAUAUAAGGAUGUUGCAUGCUAUUUUGGCAAUCACACUCCCUGGAUUUUCUCUCUUGUGACAAACCAGUUUUGGGAAGGAAGUAACAAGCAUAGUUUAUGAUUAAGUAAUUUAAGUGGCGGCUGCGGUUGUUCUAUUCUUUAGGCUCAUGUCCAGUCAAUGCACUGUACACCUAGAUCCAACUCUACCCUCGAACACCAUGCCCAUAGGCCUCAUGUACACAAGAGAGUUCAGUUAAUUCCAGGCUUCCCUCCCUCACUGCAUCCUCACUCAGCAAACCUCUCUCUUUCCUGCCCUCCAUACCCACCCCAGAAUUCAGAAUUGACCCCAAAUGUGGAGCUGUUCGAGGGCAGGUGGCUAUCAGUUCUCUCACAAGCCUGCAAGACUCUUUUAAUAAUGUCAGGCACACUCCUGAGGAGUCUAUUUUUUACCCGUUUCAUCUUCGCUUCCUUGUGAUCACACUUUCAGACUUUGCAAAAGAGGUCCAUGAUUACCCAGCGCUGUGAGACAUCUUUGAGGGCACGAGGAAGAGGCUUCCAAUUUUACACGAUUCGCUCAUUCCAUCCUGGGUGCCACCUGCAGAUGGUCAGGUGGUCUUCCCAGGAUGAUCCAUUUCCAGCUGGUGGCCGAAUUCAACGUCAAGUUACUUCUGAGAGCAGAGGAACCCAAGGAGAGAGCUGUGUCAUUCAUUCAGCCUUUGGUGGGGCGUCCCCCAAGACCAGUGUCUUGCUAGAUUCUCUUGAGGAUGCAGGGUUGGACAAAACGUAGUCUUGUCUAGGAAGGAGAGCUGUUACUUACUGUUUUAUUGUAAAUGUCAUCAAGUUCAUGGAAUGCAAAGCAGAUCUAGUGUUCAUUGAAAGAAAUAAUGGAUACUAAGGCAUUGGGCAUGCCUUAAUGUCUGUCUGAGCAUUGAGAGGGAAAUGGGUCCUUUCUCCUAUGUAACUUUUAGGAUGCUGAUUUCACGAGAGGACAAGUAUCUUAUCAUUUCCUUCCCCAUAUUUGGCUCCUUUCAGAAUGUGGGAGGUGCUAGAAGCUGAUGUUGCAUGAGACCGGUGGACAUCAUUUGGAGGAAGCUCCUCCUACAGAAUGGGAAGGGGAUGCACUUGUAGCAAGUUGGUUGUCCUGGGUGCAAGCUGAGCCUUUGUUUCUUGUCUCAUAGCGUGAACUGGGAAAUGAAGCGACUUAGGGACAUGAAGGCCUUGACGCUUCCUUUUGUUAGCCCAGCCAUUGGCUUCACCAUUUCCUGUUACCAUACUCCAUUUUCAGUCAAGAAGAGUCUUGUUGUAGGUAAAUUAUUUGCAUUCAGAGGACACGAUAAGCCUCUUCAAAAAAAAAAAAAGUGCUAAAUAAUCUACAAUAGCUUCAUCUUGGAGAGACUUUUUAGAAAUCCCUCCAGAAAAUAUGAAAAUUAAGGGAAAUAAUUUAAAAAAAUAUUUGGGAAAUGAGGAAAACCCCAGGACAUUUUAAAAGAAAUACACGCUGAUAGCUAUCCUGGGUUUAGUGCAGCUAUCUAGCACACAGUAGGAGCUUCAAGUAGAGAUAUAGGCCUUUAUAAGUUUUAGCGAGGCAGCCCCAUUUCUAACAUGUAGUAGUAAGUAGUCACCAGUGUCGAAUGUGAUUUAUAGCAGUGGGCUUGACCUUUGGCCUUGUUCUUUUCUGCUCCCUUCAGGAGAAAAAAAUGUAGGCUUCCAAGGUCAGAGCAGACACAUAGAGUGCUGAUCAGGUCCUGCAAGGAGACAGCUGCAUAGAAAACUGAACCUUUCGGUCAUGAAGACGAUGCCUUCUUUCAGUGUCUCUUUUCAGUUAUCAAACCUAAAGUAAUCCUGAGAGUCCCCAGCCUCCUAGCAACCAGGGAGUUCUCGGGGCCGCAGAAGAGUUCACUGUUCCUCUUCCAUAUUCAUUACCCCACAGUGCCUUCUGGGCAGGAGUGGGGGAAUCUUGCCUUUUGUUCAAACCAAGUUGAAUAUAAAAAACGUGCACAGCAUCCCAAGAGGAGAGAAGGUUGGGGCAAAUGGCGGUGGGACCAUUCUGCCUCAUUUUUCUAUCACUGGAUAGAAAUGGUGGCAUUAAUUAGAGAGCGGAGUCAAACUCCCCAAGAGAAAGGAACUCUGUAAUAUCCAGAGAACACUGGCAGCCGCGAUCCUGGGCCACUGCGAAAUGAUUGGAGGGCUUUAAGCGGUUCGUGGGCAAAGUCUUUAGAGCCUGCCCUGUUCUUGUGUGUGAGCAUCCUUUGAAACAUCAUUCAUAGGAUGCCAAGCCUCCGAGGGUAGCUGGUGCUUCAUAUUCCCUGUAUAAUGCUGCCGGGAUUUUGGUGGGGGAGUCUCCCAUCGAUCAAGAUGGCAAGUUAACUUUUCUAGUCUUCAGCCUCUACUGAGCAUGCCCGUAAAAGACUUGGCACGUGCAUGAGAAAGCAGGAUGGUGACCACAAAUUUUAGGUCAAUUCUUGCGUUUUUUUUUAAAGUAAUGCCUUUAAGGAAGAAAGUCAAUAUGUUUCAUUCUAUGGCUCUAAGGAAUUUGAAAAGAAAGACAAAAUAAAAGCCUAAAACGACAUCCGCAAACAUGAAGAUUGGUUUUGUCUGGUGAUGAUUUAAUGGUCUUAAUUAAGCGGGGACACAUGGCUGGCACCCGACCCGAUUAGUUUAUUGGUUUUCAUUUUGCAGAAUCUAGUUCUGGGCCCUUUAGUGUGAGCCAAUUCCUCAUGUUCUCGUACUGUAGGACACCUGAGCGUGGAUGACAGACACACAGGUUCUAAUCAUGGCCUGCCUGAGCCAGCUGUGUCCCCUGCCACUCAGAUGACCUCCCUCUGUCCGUAAUGAGUCCUUUGGCUCCAAGCUUCAUUAUAGAGGUCUUCUAAUGAGCAAACUCUGGACUUCUGAGCUUAGCACCUGAUCGUUAGGAAAGCCCUUUGCCCUUCUCUAUACACUGGAGCCUUGGACUUCUCGAUGCACGAGCUGUGCUCAUGUUGGGACCCUGCUUCCUGACAUCCUUAGGCCCUGCGUUAAAUGUGUGCCUCAUUGUGGCCAGGUGACAAGCUUUAAUAAAUAGCAUCUUAUUUCUCCCUCUUUCCUCUUUGGCUUUUCUCUUCCAGUGGUUUUGAUUUGCAGCUUCCCAUAUUGACUGCUCUCAUCAAGCCGGUGGAAGGGAGGGAUGGUACCCUCGGAGUCCAAGGACUUUAUUCAUUAUUUCCCAAGGGAACACCCGGCAGUUUACAAAGGCCACCUCUCCUGGUAUUUCAAUAUCUUCUACAGUCUUUGGGAAUUUUUUUUUUUUACUUGGAAAAAAAAAAAGAAAAGAAAAGAAAGGAAAAGAGAAAAUGAGUAUGCUGUACAAAAUCUUAGAAUGUUUAUGACUCCAGGGCAUUUGAGGCCUUAAAUUCCCUGGACCUCCAGAGAUUUGCAGUAGAUUAGACUACCAUGCAUUCUUUGGCAUAAGAUUGUUUAUGCUGAAUGCAUGACUUGAGAGUCAAAUCUGGCUAGGUUCUUGCUAUUGGGAUCAUACACAAACUUUGGAGUUUAGCAUAGCCUUUGUUACUCGGCCUUAAAACUGCGAGAUGCCUUAAAACUGCGUGAUGUCUUGGCUCUAAAGGUGGGUUUCUUGUUGUAGUGAGAGCAGAAUAUAGUCAAGUCUGAAUUUACUCUGGCCACAGUCACACAAGAAUGAAGUGACGCGGGUAAAUUUUUAAAAAAUAAAGGAUGUAAUAAACUUUUCCCUAAGUAGUAAAUCCCCAAACUAUUUUUAUGUGAUGUUGGAAUGUGUAACCAGCUGGCCAGAAAAUCCUAUUGAUUUCUCCUACUUGAAUAUUUUAAAUUUGUCUCUUUACCCCAGCUCUUUUGAUCUUCUGUUCUUCUUUGUUAUUGUCCAAAGGGACCAGCUUUCCAGGCCAAUCUUCUUGGGACCCCAGAAGGCUUUUAUUAUUUGUUUUUGUUGUUGUUUUGUGUUGUUUUGUUUUUUAACCUGACCCAAAGCAAAACUGGAGAAGUUGAUUCUCUUUGUAAUGUCUUGCAUGCAUGUGGAUUGAGUUGUGUAUGGACUGCGGGCUCUAGAAAGUCUUUUGACUUUCCACAUCUUUCUAACCUCCUCCUUACCCUGUGCUUCUAUUCUGUCUGGGAGCUCAGAGCCAUUGUGUGUGUUUCAGACUUUCUGUAACAUUGCUUAGAACCUGCCCUCCCCCGCCUCCCCACCUCUUCAGGUCUGACAGAAUUCCAUCUCUGCUUCCAGAGUCAACGAGUCUUGUCUAACCCAUUCAAUUUAAGAUUAGGUCUCAUAGCUUGGAUUAGCUUGAAUUUUCAACCCUCCUGCCUCAGCCUCCACCAUAGCUGAGGGUGCAGGGGCACCCCAAUGUACCCAGCUUGCCCCCUUCUUAUUCUCUUCCUCCAGAUCCUUUCUGUAACAGUUGCUUUUUGCUUGUAUCAUAACAGCUCUGCUCUGUGCCUCCAGCUCACCCAGUCCCAUCCUUUACCGGACAGCCAGCUGUUAACUGACAACACCUGUUUCAUUUACAUCCUUUUUGUGCCAGCAUCCUUGAGCUUGGCGCACAUCAGGACUCUGAUGUCUUUUAGAUGAGUGACUUCUCUUAAAAGGAGGAAAGGAAGAAUGUCUGGAAGUCUGGUUGUGAGUCAUCCUUUUAUAACUGGGGAAGUUACUACAGCUAGAAUUCUAUAGGCUAUAUAUUAUCCUACCAAGUAUGUUUAUUAUAUACUAUACAAUCUUAGGAUCUUACCUUUGAGUCAUCUCCUUCUAUGGGAGAAAAAAAAAUCCAACAAGCCGUAGCUGUUCAUGAGUGAACCUUUGGGAAUCGGAAGUUGGAAUAUACAGUCAGGAGCCAAGUAGAGCAGUUAGUCUGGAUUGGUGGAGGCUGAACAGGGUUCAGAGAAGGGGAAGGUGCUAGUUAACAACUGGAGGGAGGGCUUACUAGGGUCUUGAGGAGUUGCUAGGUUUUCAGGAGAUGGAGAAGGAGAAGGAUUGGGGAAGACGGCAUUAGCCAAAUACAAUGCUGUGUGGAGUUUAUCAUAUUGUAACUUUGGGAUGUGAGAAUGGCAUAACCAGGCAAGGGAGGAGCCUGGCGUGGAGUAUAGAUGGGUACCAUGUGUGUCUAGUACUUUGGAGAUCUGCAUGGAAGGGAUCCACGUAGUGAUCCUGCAGUAGAUGAUUUAAAAUAAAAACAACCCUAGAACCACGGUUCCCUACAUUGACUCGCUACACUGUAUUCAUAUGUUUUUGGAGGGAGUCUUAACCAUACACAGCUUGUCUUAGGCUGUUUUAUCUGGGGCUGAGAAGUUUAUUUGGCACACAGUUCUAGUGACUGUAAGGUCUGAAUAACAUAAUGGCGGUGUCCUUGUGAGAUUGCUCUCCCUCCCCCCUCCCCACCUUUAUCCAGGGCUCCAAUACAGCUGGUCACAUGUGGAAGGGAGCGAAGAUUCGGUCUGGCCUCACUGUGUAAUAGCUCGUUGUAGUGAGAACUGGUCCAAUUACAUCUGACCAAACUUCCUUCCUCCAAGUGGGCAUGGAUCUCCUCCGCAGAGCAGCACCCCUUUGUCUAGUUAUCUUGUCACAUCUAGCACAGGAUGCUGCUGUAAUGGGGACCAAGCUCUCAGCAGAGUCAAAAGUACCUCACCUGGACCUUCCAGGUUCCCUUUCAACUUAACUCACUGUUUAGUGAAGCGAAUGAAAAAGAAAACACCUUUUCUGUAAAAUUACAGGUUUCGCUUGAUAAUUAUAUUUUUUUCUAAUCCCCAUUAAAAUGAGACUAUGACUCUUUUUGGCUAAAAGCAUUUAACCAGAUAACCAGCUGCGAAGGACACAUAGGCCUGACUGUCACAGGAGCUGUGUACUUGAACCAGAAUUUGUGUAAGCCAAGGAGGGAGGGAUGGGAGGAAGAUGCAAGGGAGGACCUGGCAGAUGGAGGAGCGGAUUACUCUUUGGAACUAGUUGGUUUUAAGAAGUAAAAGAAAAUAAAAGGCACCCUUAUAUCUUGCUGGUGGGAAUGAAAACCGGUAUAGCCACUAUGGAAAGGAGCAUAGAGGUUCGUCAAAAAUCCAGCAACGGAACCAACUAUACCUCUUCUGAGAACACACCUAGAGAAUCCAGAUCAGCAUACCGCAGAGACAUCUGCUCAUCUGUCUCAGUGCAACACUGUCCUUAGCAUCCAAGGUGUAGGAUGAACCUAGCUGUCCGGCAACAGGACUGGUAAAGAAGACAUACUGUGUACACUCACAGUGGGGGGUUUAUUUAGCUGUAAAGAAAGAGGGGGUUUGUAGGAGGAUGGGUGGAAUUGGAGUUCACCUCAAUAAGUGAGAGAAGCCAGGCAUAGAAAAGCACAGACAUUUUUAUUCAUAUGUAGAGUCUAGAUUGUGUACGCACACACACACACACACACACACACACACACACACACACACACACACACAGGGCAUGAAAAUGGAAGGAUUAUUUGGGAUGGGGAACCAGUGAGAGGGGUCACAGGAGAGGGUAAUGAGUGAAUGUGGUUAAAGAACAUGAUAUCCUUGAUUAAAACUGUCACAGAAAUCCUCCACUGCUUUGUAUAACAAAUCUACACCAGUUUAAAAAGAUGAGUGGAGAUGUUGUUUCUGAAGACGAUCGGAACGAUCAGGAAGCUGGGGACAGUGGAACAGAUGAUGAGUUCUAUUUUGGUCGAACAGAUGCGUUCCCAGAGCCAGGAGGUGCUUUAGGCACGCUUGUGCAUAGAGGAGGUGCGAGGGCUGUAGGUCGUCAUCUGUGCCGAGGAGCAGUUGAGAACACCAGAAUAGCCUGGCUUUUAUGUACACUCUGGUCAGCUUUUUAGGUGGCUUCAGUUAUUUUUAUUUCCGGCAGAUGGAGGGUCAACUGGAUUUCACAGACUGAGUUUUCCUUGGCUUUUCAAAAGCUUGGAGAAGCAUCCUUAGCACUGCUUGUAGGUUACCCCCCUGGCCUUUAGAACCGACAUCUGGUGUGAUUCUUAGGCUUGCGAUAUUGGUGUUUGCAUGGAUUCAGUAGCCGUUUUGUUGGCAGCAGGAGCAUGCCUUGGGUAUCUGUAAGGCAGGUUUGCAAAGGGGGAGAGUCACGCAAGUGACUGCACAAAAGAAGAGACCAGCUAUGUAAAUAAUGUAUGUUUCAAACAUCUGUCAUAUACCUAUUCAGCGGAAAAAUUACGGCUUAGGUAACUCACUCUCACAGUUAAAAAAAAAAAAAAAAAACUCCAUUCAUCUUUCUACUUUAAUCCAAGAUGACUCCUUCAGGCCAAGUUUUCUCUUUUUGAAGAUAAAAGAGAGAUAUUUGGCAGAUGCCUGCAGGCAUUCGGGUAGAGGAAUGGAUGCCUGGUCUCAUUCUUCUGAUGGCCACAGUUUCCCAAGGAGGGACUGUCUGGCAAUUAACAUCCUGCCUCAGCCCUGAUGCACAUUCCUGUCUGAUCUCUUCCUCUAGAAGAGCCAAUAGCAUCUCCACUGCUUCUUGUGCACUCACCUCUUGCUUUGAAAUGGUUUGCUCAGUAAGUGGGAGGAUGCCCGUCACGAUGACUGAGGUGCGUCAGUCAUUUUCGUUUCCCCACAUUUGAGUGUCACUUUUAGCUCUGCCAUAGCCCCCAGCUGAUAUGUGUUUGAUAAGUCUCUCCAAAAUAUCCAUUCAAGCUCCAAUCUCUGGUGCCUGUGGAUAUGACCAUAUGUGGGAAAAGGUGUGGAUGUAGUCUUGUUGAGGUGCUGAGUAGGGUGGGCUGUGCACCCAAUAUGUAAAUAGAAGAAAAGAGUUCCAGAGGGGAGGGGGCAUCAUGUGACUCUAGGAGCAGAUUCGGGAGUAUCCAUAAGCCAAGGAAGGAGUAUCCAUAAGCCAAGUGAUUGCUAGCCACGAUCAGAAGCUAGAAAGAGGCCAGGAUGUAUUCUUCCCCAGUGUCCUGGAAGGAUCUAGCAUACAGGUGUCUGUAAUCCAACUUUAGGAACCAGAAUCUUUUUUUCUUGCUCUGUGCUACACUUUGUGUUACUUGUUACAGGGGUUUUAGGAUAUGGAUCUGCCUACCAUUGGUUCGAGGCAGAGUCUGUCUUCUCUAUGUCUCUUCCCCUCCCCUCCCCCUCCCCUCCCCUCCCCCUCCCCCUCCCCUUUUCUUUUCCCUUCUCUUCUCUUCUCUUCUCUUCUCUUCUCUUCUCUUCUCUUCUUUUCUUUUCUUUUCUUUUCCAGUUGCACACACCCCUUCCCUUCCUGCUUUGAACCUUGCUCUGCUGGACAACCUGAUGGGGCCCAUGAAGUGUAGUCAUUGGGCUUGCAGUAGGGUAGCAUUCCCAAGGUAGUGGUGGCCCUUAGUAGUUUGUGUCCCCGUGACUGUGCUGGUGGUGCCAGCUGCUUUUUUGUAACUGCUGACGAGGGCCUUUUCCUUCAUCAAGUGUCUCUGUCUUCAGGGUUCCCAGCCUGACUUUUCCACUGUGCCUGGUCACUUAUGAGUCACUAAUAUACUUGAACAGUUUGCUUUUCUGAGAAGCUGUUGGCUCUGUGAGUUAGGGCUAAGAGGCAGGCCCUGAGAGCUUUCCUACCACUCUGUGAGUAAGCAGAUAUGUUAGCUGUUUUCCUAGGACCUCCGUUUCCUGUCUUGAAAACAUGGAAAUAAUAAUGGUACCUGCUCAUCGGGUAUUGGGUGAAUUAUGUGAAUUCAUAUGCAUGAAGCCCUUAGAAACCAAGUCUGAUUCCUUAAAGGUAUGGAUCUGCUAUUGUUUAUUAUUGUUUCUUAAAGAGCCAUUGCUGACCUGUGUUGCUCGUAACUAAGAAUCCCAUCCAGUUAGAGUUAGGCAGUAGCGUCAGUAGUUGUCACUUCACUUUAAACUCUAAGAAUUGUUCUAAAGAAAGAAUUACAUGGAAACUAUACAACAAAUACAAUUUUGGUUUUUACUUUGCAACAAUGUUGCUCUUAUUUUUGGAACCGUUCCAGGCUUUUGUUCCGUGUCUGGUGAUAGCCCCUCCUGCUUCUCAUGUGACUUCUUGGUGCUUUGGAUUUUUCUAGAGCAGUGGCUCUCAACCUGUGGGUCAAGACCCCUCUGGGGGUUGAACAACCCUGUCACGGGGGUUGCAUAUCAGACAUCCUGCAUAUCAGAUAUGUACAUUUCAUAGCAGUAGCAAAUUACAAUUAUGAAGUGACAAAAAAAUAAUCUUUAUGGUUGGGAGUCACCUCAACAAAUGGAACUUGAUUAAAGGGCCACGUCAUUUGGAAAGUCGAGAACCACUGUCCUAGAGGAAGCCUGAUUGUUUUUGAAGUGCUAGUUUGUGUUCCCAUAGUAUCCUUGUACAUCUAUGUGAGCAUUAUAUAUUGGGUCAUCGUUUUCCUGUGUGACCCCUCUAUUUUAGGUUUAGAACCUUAGAAGCUAAUAGUUUACAUGUAUAAGUAGGAAGACACACAGUCUCUUUCAGAUUCCUGGCAGUCACAGUAUGGACUUGGGAGUCCAAAUCUCUCUUUAACCUGAGGCACAGUUAGCAACCAGGAGUGGUGUGAAGACCUUGCUGUGUAAUUGUAGGUAUUUGUCACCCCGCUGCAGUCUCUGAGCCUAACGGGCAAACAGGGAAGAUGGAGCCGUGUCUAUGGUCCCUAGGCUGUACUGGUGGAGCCUCUGUUUGUGGAAAAAGCAAGCAAGCAAGCAAACACACAAAAAACCAAUCCAAUAUAGAUCUUUUGGCAACGUUGUAAACCAAACUCAUCUUCUUGACUCCACCAACUGCCUAAAAGAAAACAUCCUUUCAGAUUAGAUGCUCAUAUCUGUGACUGUAACAGAGAUCCCCAGCAAACCAGGGAACUUCAUCUGAACUUUCCUUUCAAUUGGUUUCCAAAUAUUUGAAAGAAGUAUUUGGACACAUUUCCCCCAUGUUUAUCAACAUGCUCUUUACAGUGUAGACAAAGGACAUAUGUUGAUAGACUUAAAAAAAAAAGUUUAGAAGUCUUCUAGAGAAAGUGAAUGAGCGAAUCUUAAGUGGAAGAGUAAAGAGAAUCAGAAUUUGUGUGGAUUUUCCCGCAUCUGUGGGCACAGAACUUUGCCCAGCAGCAAAAACACUGUGGGCGAAGGCUCCAAAAUCAGCAGAAGUGGAGAGACUGCCAGGUGGUUAGCGCACAUGCAGCACCAGUGUGAGGACCAGCUUUGGAUCAUAAGAAUGAAUGUUGGUUGGGUAUGGGGGCCUGACUGCAAUCCCGGCACUUGGAAGCCAGAGCAGUUGAGUGCCGAGCAAGCUACCUUUUGAGACUAGUUUAUCAGCAAGCUCUGGGUUUUAAUUUAGAGACCCUGCCUCAAGGAAUUAAACAAAAAAAUCAGUCAAGGAAGCCUCUCUGUCAGUUUCAGGCCCCUGUCUGCAUAUUUCACAUGCACAUUCACAUGUGCACAUAAACAUGUGCCUGCACACAGGUGAACACACACACACAUGCACACACACAUGCGUGCACACACCAAAGAGAGAAGAAAAAAGUAAGUCAGACAGUUGCAUCGGGUGCCCUGGUAUCCACUUGCUGGUUGUACAGUACUGGCAAGUUAUGUACUCAGAUUACUUUUAAUUCCCUUAUCUAUAAACUGAGAACACAGUGAUAUCUGAGCGAGUUUCUGUGUGGAUUAAAGGCAUGGGAGAGAGCCGGCAGGGUCCCCGGUGCAGGGUAAGGUCCUGCUGUUUAUGAUCCUUUGGAACACAGCUGUGCAGACUGGGUCUUCCUUGGAUCUUCACAGCUGAGGGUACAGCAGCCAACUUGUCCAAGGUCAGACCAAGGUCAGGGGUCUACUUAAGUCAGAGUCUUAGCCUCUUACACCGUCUCUAUUUGAUCAGAAAUCAAAUAUUCCAUUUCUCAUUGAUUUUGAUACGUGAUCUAAGGAAGCCCACAGAAUUAGUCAUUUAUCUAAGUAGGCUCCUUGUUCUCAGAUUUCCAACUUAGGAAAAAAAUAAUCCAGAUCACUAUGAAGUCAACAUUCUGUGAAAUCUGAAUCCAGGGGAACUGGACUUCACUUAAAAUCAUUUAGUCAGAUGCAGUUUAACCUGAGAUGUUUAUUUUGACUUUUUAGUAGAAGGUAAAGGCAGAAAAAAAGAAAAGGAAAGAAAGAAAGAGAGAGGGAGGGAGGGAGGGAGGGAGGAAGGAAGGAAGGAAGGAAGGAAGGAAGGAAGGAAGGAAGGAAGGGAAAAGAAAGCAUAAAGCUUCCUUGGAGGUGGAAGCUGGACUGUGUGCAUGCAUUUCCAUAUGCAACAAAAUUGGGUCUCACUGAAACUCACUCUGUAAAAGGAGACAAAGGUAUUCUUUCCCAAGGCCGACCUGGAGGGAAAACCUAGCGCUGUCCCUCCUUUAAACCAAGUACAUUUUCUCACUUUUGAUGGGUCUUCAGAAGGAGAGAUGGUUUUGUAGAAUCUGGGCGUGUACAGCACCGUUUGGGCCACUUCCACUGGUGAAUCUCUGCGGCUUUCCCGCAGAUGUGAGUUCGUAGCCUGACUUGGAACUCUGGCGUGGCAAUUGAGCUGGAGACGACCAGCUUAGCUUUCAAAGCUUCAUGGGAAAUCCCACCCAGCCAGGGGUCUGGGGGCUCAGAAGUUAGACACCUUCGUGGUGGCAUCCACCUGAGUCAUUCGUGGUCUGAAGAUGGAGAGAAUCUAUUUUCUGUCAAUGGCCAAUGCUUGUGAGCAGGCAAGGCCUAGGUUUUGCCUGUAAAGGCUUAGUUUCUCUAGAAUACAGACUACACCCUGUGUGUCGAUACCUGUGUGUGUGUGUGUGUGUGUGUGUGUGUGAGAGAGAGAGAGAGAGAGAGAGAGAGAGAGAGAGAGAGAGAGAGAGAGAGAGAGAGAGACUCAUGGGAAGAAGACACAGAGCCCGCAUUGAGAUGCUAGGUUAUUGUCGUUCUCACUGUGUGAUCAGAUACCUGACAAGAAGCCCCUUAAGGGAAGAAGUGUUACUUUGGCUUGAAGUUGGAGGGAUACAGUCUUUCAUGGCAGUGGGAAAGGCUUGCCAGGAGUAAACAGCAGCUGGUCACUUUGCUUCAGUAACCGAAGGCAGAGAAAGACGGGAAGUGAGGCCAGCCAUAAAACAUCAAGGCCUACAUCCAGUAACCUACUUCCUUCCAUGAGAACUCACCAAACAAGGCCUCAGCUGGGGACCAGGUAGUGAAACCCAGGAACCUACCUUCUGGGGACAUUUCCAUCCAAACUAUGACAGAUGCUGCUGAUCUUUACAGGUAAAGACGAAGGUAUUAUUUUCCAAGGCCAACUUGGAGGGAAAGCCUAGCUCUGUCCCUCUUUUGAACCAAGUGCAUUUUCUCACUUUUGAUGGGUCUGCCCAGGGUUACAAAACGCAGCCACCGCUGUGGAAGGCUCCUAGCAAUGCAUUGGUCCUUUGGCUGGGACUGAUGCUGUAGGUUUAUCGGAGGUGUGGCUAACAGCUGCGAGUUGUCAUGGAGGCAGGUUGUUGGGAGACAGGUUCUUAGAAGCUUUGGCUAAGUCUUGGCAGCACCUGGGGUCAGAAGGCCUCCUCCGGUUUCCUUCAGUCUGACUACGUCAUCCCUUAUAAAACAAAGUUUAGGUGUCCAGACAGACUCCUCGUGUUUUAUUCACACUGCUCCCGAGACAGCGACCUACUUUUUAUGAGUACCCCAUCGACAGCGUACAUCUCCCAGGCAGUGCAGUUCCAUUACCUCACUGAGGCCUCAGACCAAGCCUGCAUGGCAGUCACCAGUGAGUGUUUUCAGUAGGACCAACGAGAGGCUUUGUACGUACGCACACAGUGUGCUGACUCUCAAGCACGGCCCGCAGCACACCUUUAAUCGUCAACGUUCAGCUGAGACUUUAUGUUUAAACAAUGCUAGAAUUAACUUUAAAGGUUGUGUGUUCGUUUGGUGUGUGUGUGUGUCCACGUAUGUGUAGGUGGGCUCAUUCCUCCCUGUGCAUAUAUGUGCAGACCAGUUGGUAUAAGGUGUCUUCCUUUAUCAUCCUCUGUCAUAUUGAAAAAAAGAUUUAUUUAUAUCUCUGUGUAUGUUUGUAUAUAUGUGUGUGUGCACACAUGAAUGUGUAUAUUGCACAUGUGCACACAUACAUUUGGAUGCCCUUGGAGGCCGGAAGAGAGUGUGAGAUGCCCUGAGCCUGGAGAUACAUACAAGAGGUUCUGAGCUAGCUGACAUGUAUGGUGGGACUAAAUUCCACUCUUCUGCAAGAGCGCUAAGUGCCCCUAACCCGGAGUCAUCUCUCUAGCCCCACCACUAUCUCUUUGGAGACAAGGUCUCUCAUUGUGUUUGGAGCCUACCUUUUUGGAUGAGCCCCUGGGAUAUCUGUCUCCACCCUCUCCCCGAAAUGGAGUUAUGGGCAUGGGCUAUCCUAUGUGGGUUCUGGGGAUUUGAACUCAGGUCUUUGUAUUUGCUCUACAUACACUUUACUUUAAGAGCCAUCUUCCCAGUCCGGAAUUAAGUUGUUAUUUUAUUUUAAAUAGAACUCUUUUUAUUCUCCAAGCUUUCUACUUUGUACUUCCUUUAAGGUGGGUGAAGUGGGGCUGAUUCCACUCAAGAAGCCUAUGUUGAAUUGAGAGGAGCAGAUUUUAAGGUUGUUCUGUACCUGUCUUAAUGAAUUUUAACCUCAAUAAUUAUGUAGGUUAUUGGAGAAUGACCUUUCUCCAGCCCACAGGAGUUCGGUGGGUCGUCCUGUCUUCUCUUUGGAGUGGUGGAGCCCAGGCUGAGCUGUCAGGGGUGGGGUGAGGAGCUGUUCUUGCCUUUCCUCUUCUUGUCACCUCGUGAGCUCCUCUGAUGCCUUAAUUGGCUUGAUGUUAUCACGGCUGUCACUCACAAAGGCUAGCCCUGAUUCCUAGGGGAGAUCACUUUGCUCAAGUCCUAGGUCUUAACUCGUUUAGCACAAAGGUGCCUGACAGCCACAUGCGCAACUUUGACUGAAAGUGUUCCCAAGUAAAUGCAUACUCUGGUGUAAACUCAUAAUCGUGUUCACUUGCGAAACAUUUUUCAUUAUAUAUUAUGUAUGAUUUAAUAUAUAUUUAUAAUGUGUAUAUGUAUGUGUGAAUGUGGUGUGUUUGUGUGUUGUGUUAGGUUUGUGUACCCUCGUUUUUUUGUGAGUGCUUGUGCCUGGUGUUAACAUGCGGAGGCCACAGGAAGAGGUAGGACAGUGGUUCUUACCUUGUGGGUCGGUCCCAAUCUGGGGUCAAAUGACCCUUCCACAGAAGUCACCUAUGACCAUCUAGCAUACCAGAUAUUUGAAUCAUUUGUAACAGUAGCAGAAUUGCAGGUAUGAAGUAGCAACAAAAAUGCUUGCUUUCGUGGGUGAGGGUCACCAUACCUUGAGGGGCCAUAGGAAAGGGUCGCAGUGCUCGAAAGGUGAAGAGGCACUGAGGGGGUGCUCUUCCCUCACCUCACCUCAUUUCUUUGUCAGGCUCUUCCACUGAGUUUGGAGCUAAGCUGGUGGCCGUCACCCACUCACCCAUGAUCCUCCUGUCUCCACUCCCCUCCUCUCAGAGAUGGGGUGAUAGGCAUAGACAUGACCAUACCCAGAUUUUUUUAUAUGGGUGUGGGGAUUUAAGCUCAGGUAGGUUCUCUUGCUUAUACAGCGAGCAGCCUCUGAGCCGUCAUCUUCCGAGGCUGGGCAACACACAUUUUCUUCUACUGCCUUAUAUUUUCUCUGUACUCUUCUUGAGUCUUUCGGCCAUGAAAACGACGAAAGAAAAAGGUUGAGUGUAGCCUUAACUUCUGCCACGUGUUUUUGGAAGCAUUGAGACUGAAUGUACUCUGAAGAUAACCACAGGCCAAGUCACUGAGGGAGCUGACAGGACCUGAUGCUGUAAUUCAUGAUGACGUUAUCAGGCAAAGAAGGCCUUGUGUAGGCCUGUAGGUGGAAGAUAAGAUUAAAUCCAACAUAAUCAAGAAGUUAAUAAAAUAGGGAUCUGGGUGAAUCCUAGAUGAUAUAGAGUGAUAACGUUAUAGAUGGCUAGGAGUGGAUAAAUGAAUGAUGUCUUUGCCAAUCAGUUAACUGGCUUAGAAUAUAUUACACUAAAUGUGUAUUAUAAAAUCUCCACUUCGGGUGGGGGUGGGGUGGGGGCUGUGCCUGUGACUCCUUGUAAGACAGUGAUUCCAUCAGAGAAAACUCUUCUUAGUUCCAAGUCCCCGGAGUUUCUCAGCAAUGGGCGGAUGAGUUUCGUUCCCCUUGGUAACAAGGUGAAUGCGAACAGAAUGCAGGGGCGGGGAGGGGUCGGUAAAAACUUCUGCAAAAUCUAGAACCUAUAAGAUCCCUGAAAUAUAUAGCACUGAAAGGAAUCAAGAUACCGAAAACCCCCUGCUGUUCAGCAGACAUAACAAUAGGCACAAGGUUUUAGUCAAAUAUUUUCUAAAAAUUCCUCAAAUUUUAAGUAAAAGUAGUUGAAAUUAUUUAUUUCUACUAAUAUUUAAAUUCUCCAUAAACAAAAAAUAUUGGAGAGAUAAAAUACAAAGUUGAUAGGUCUUAACUAAAAAAAAAUGUGAUUUAUGUUUUUUGUAACGUUUAAGCUUUAAGGUCAAGGGGGUUACUGUGUAAAAAGGUCAAGUUCACUUGUGUUCCACUUCUCAAGAGUAGAAUCUAAAAUUAUCUUCAUGUUCCCUCUUUGAAUUUUGUGUAAUCGUUUUAUGUCUGAUGAUUUGCUGAGACAACUCUGAUUAGUAGUUUGUAUCUUAAAAAAAAAGAUAAGGGGCUGGAGAGAUGGCUCAGUUGUUAAGAGCACUGACUGCUCUUCCAGUGGUCCUGAGUUCAAAUCCCAGCAACCACAUGGUGGCUCACAACCAUCUGUCGUGGGAUCUGAUGCCCUCAUUUGGUGUGUCUGAAGACAGCUACAGUGUACUCAUAUACAUAGCAUAAAUAAUAUUUUAAUAAAGGUUUUUUUUUUAAAAGGUGGAGUUAGGGACUUACAAGCCUCAGCUGGGUAAGGUGGGAUGGGGUGUUCAACAAUAUGCAAGACACUCAGUGUUCCAAUUAGAAGACUUUUAAAGACAUAAUAUUUUUCUGUACACUCUGAACACUCCAUGCAUUUAUGCAAUGUGUUUUGGUCAUACCCACCCCUACUUCCCACCCCCAACUUCCUAUGAGUGGGAAGACCCUGUAAGGUCCCUGUGCCCUGGUCUUUUGAAAAAAAAAUAGGUUAUUCCUAAAGUAAAAAUAUACUUAAUUCUGUCAACCUAGUUUAAUUUUUACUUUGUGUAUAUUGGUGUUUUGCCUGCAUGUAUGUGCUUGUCUCGUGUGGGUACCAGUCCAGUGGAACUGGAGUUACGGGCUGAGCUGCCACGUGGGUCCCAGGAACUGAACUCGGUCCCCUAGAAGUGCUUUUUAACCACUAAGCCAUCUUCCCAGCCCCCUGUAAACCUAUUUUUAAGCAUGCUUUUGACACUAUUUUCUCAUUUUCUUCCUCCUGGUCCCUAACAACUGCCAUCGUGUCUUUGUGGAUUUGCGUCACUGAUACCUCACUGAAGCACUUCUGUGUGAAAUCAUAUAGUAUUUAUUUGUGACUGGUUUAUUCCAUUUCGUGUCACAUCCUGAAAGUUCAAUGAUGCUCUACUUCCUCAGAUGUCUUUUCCUUUUUUUUUUUUCAGGAUAAAUAAUAUCCUAUUAUCUUGUGGAUGCACACAACAUUCAUCUUCCAGCGAACAUUUUGACUCAGAUACUGUUAUUCAGAGAGUAUUAGAUUGAGACCUUGUUUCUAAUUCUUUCAAAUAGCUUAGAAACGUUGGCUCUUGGGAAACUCUCCUUCUUUGUGAGGUCUCACCAAACUUUUCACAGCUAUCGCAGCAUUUUACAUUAUAGCCAACAGCUUCCAAUCCAUCACUCAGAUGUCAGCAUCACAGUACCUCAUAUUCUCUAGAUGUGAUGGGUGUGCAGUUUCAGUAACCUACCAUAAGAAUGCAUAUUUGGAGCCGGGCGGUCAUGGCGCACGCCUUUAAUCCCAAAGUGAGUUCCAGGACAGCCAGGGAUACAGAGAAACCCUGUCUCGAAAAAACAAAAACAAAACAAAACAAGAAUGUCUAUUUAGACUGAGGCUCAGUGGAAGGUUAAACUCUUGCCCUGCAAAUGUGAGAGUUUAAGUGAGUGUCUGUAAUUUUAGGGCUCUGUGGUGAGAUGGGAGACAGAGAGAGACAGAGACAGAAGUCCCCAGAAGGUGACCUGGUAUGCUCAAUGGUGAAACCCUAUUUCAAUCAAGUUGGAAGAAGGCAAGGACUGACAUGCAGGGUUGACCUCUGACCUCCUCACACAUGCUGUGAUAUUCAGGAGCUACACACACACACACACACACACACACACACACACACACACACACGAAUAGGUAUCGGCACUGUUUCUUCAUAGAAAGGCUUUAGUUGCCCAGUAAGGACGACCAUGGUAGAAGAUAGAACUAGGAGAAAGGGCUUAUUUUUUAUUUGAUCGUUAUUUUCUUAAUUUUUUUUAUGAAAGGUGUAUUUAAAUAUGGGUAUUGUUUUAGUUAGGGCUUUAUUGCUUUGAGGAGACACUGUGACCAAAGUAACUCUUGAGAAGAAAAACGUUUAACUGACGCUUGCUUACAGUUUCAGAGGUUUAGUCCAUUAUCAUCAUGGCAAGAAGCAUGGUGGUACGCAGGCAGACAUGGUGCUCGAGAAGGAGCUGAGAGUUCUACAUAUCUGAUCUGCAGGCAGCAGAAGGGGACUGUGUCCCACACUGGGUGGAGCUUGAGCAUAAGAGACCACAAAGCCCUCCCCCACAGUGACACACUUCCUUCAACAAGGCCACAGUUCCUAAUAGUGCCACUCCCUAUGGGCCAAGCAUUCAAACAUUUAUCUAUGGGGGGUGUGGCUGUACCUAUUCAAACUACCAUAGGCAUAAUUAACUUCUAAUUAUUCGACUUUGAUCCCCAUUUACAGUGCGAGCCAUGAGGUGGUAUUACAACUUAAGGAAAUGAAGAAGCAAGCCUUUGUGCCCUUGCCUUCAAAUCACUUGAAAGAUGCUUAGGACCAUGGAGUAUACUGCCAAAAACAAAAUGUGCCACUCUGCAGAGUCCCAAAGCCUCACCGAGGGGCUUCAGGCGGUGUGGGGUGACAUCCUUACGCUCUGUUCGGCAGCACUGAGUUGUCCCUGUCCUUGCCUUCCUUGCUGCAUGCAGCAGGAAAUAGCUGCGGCAGGAACGUUCUGUGUAGACUGCGGUUCCUAGACACCAUCUGGGGACCAGCGUCGGCUCCGUUCCUUCUGCAGAGUCAUCCAGGGAGCUUGUUAAGCAGGCGCACGUCUUGGCCUCAUUCUCCAAGUGUUUGUAGGUUUGGGACGAGGCCCAGAACUUUAUGUUUUUAAACACUCUCUAGGUAAUUUUGGGUCUGGGAGCCACUGGUUUUGCCAUCGUCUCCGACUGCGGGCUUCCCAGUGUCUUUGUUUAUUACGUCUUUACUGUCCCAUCAGCCAGGAUCAGGGCCUGCAGAGGAGGACCUUGAUCUGCAUGUCCCUCCAGAGGGUUAACAUCUGUACUUAGAUUCUGGAAACCCACAACUUCCUGGAGACUCAUAGGAAACAAUUGCAGGGCUGGGCGCUAGGGUGAGGACGAGUUAGGAGUGUGUGAUGUCAUGGAUCUGUAGGGCUCAGCAGAGCUAGAGGAGGAGAGGGGGGGUGCAGAGCUCUCUGAGGCAGUGUCACAGGCUCACUAGAGUCAUCCCUGCAAGGUAAGGACUGUACAGAUUGGGCGUGGGGGUGGGGGUGGGGGAGAUCGGCAGGGGACAGGAGGUUUCCCAAUGAGCAGUUCUGCCCCUUUGGAAGCUAGGUGUAGUGAGAGAUGAAAGACACAAGCAAGGAGAGGCCAGAAUUGAGAAGAACCUUGUAUUCUAAGCUGGGAGCUGUAAUUUUUAUUGUUUUUGUUUUUCGAGACAAGUUUUUUUUUUUUUUUUUUUUUUUCUGUAUAGCCCUGGCUGUGUAAUUUUGUUCUAAGUAUAAAAUGUCACCCAAGAAUUUUAAGUAGGGGUGUAGCGUGCUGGGAUUUGCAGUUACAGAGAGGUAACCCUGACACAGGCGGAUCUAGGUCAAGUAGCCAAGAGGAAGAAAUGGCAGAGAAUGGGUGUGAGGAUUGGAGCAAACAAUGUCCAGCGUGACUGAAGCACAAAAUCUUUAUCCACCGGGAGAAUUGGAAGAGGAGGCAGGAGGAGGUGUUGAAGUCACUCUGAAGACACUGGUCAGCUGAGGGUGUGUGUGUGUGUGUGUGUGUGUGUGUGUGUGUGUGAAGUUUUGGUGGCCUCCAAGUUGUAUGAGUUAGGGUUUUUUUUAUAAAAUUCUCAAGACGGGGACAGGAACAGGGGUGUGUUGGAAGAAUGUCUAUCUAGCAUGUACAGUGGCCCAAAGAGAAGGUGGGAAAGCAGACAUUGGCUAUGUAGCUGGACAUAGAGAAAUGUGGGCGGUCCCUUCUCCUUGAAUGUAUGACCUGCAGAUGAGGCCACUGGGACACUAUCUUUGGAGGUUUGUCCUUGGUAGAGAAACAUUAUCAAGGUGCCAUGUGUGAGUUAUUCUAAAUACCCAGAAAGGGGAUCUAACUUACAUCUAACUGAGGUGAAAAUUCCCAAGCCAAGCCACUCCUGAGUUUACUUCUAAUGUUGCCUUAAGAAUAAUUCGAAUGGGAUUCUGUCAUCGUAAAGGGCGAUUUCCUUAGGACAGUCAGGACUCCUUGCCAGCCGUAGUCAAGAAAAAUUGAUCGUUGAAUUAAGCCUUUGUCAGGCGUGACUUGCUGUAUAUAUAAAAUGUUCCACUGACAGUGUAAUCCAUCUAACUGGGACUGAACCACACUAAUUUGAGAUAAUUGGGAGGAAGACCUGUCUAAGGAAGUGAAAGAUUUAAAUGUUAUGGAAUAUUUAAUGAAAGGAAGCCAUUCCUUUUAUGUCCUUAGGCUAUGUAAGGAAUGGAUAAAUUAUUUAUAAUUAGCAUAUCAAUUGUUGCCAUGGCAUUUGAAAACAGGUUUAUUUUUUCCCCAUCCUCAAUAAUAGAGAUAGCCUUGUCAAAUCUUAUUUACACCGCUUAAUUGCAGUAACCAAAGGAAAAGAGACUGUUGGCCUGGCCCUCUCCCAUAAUCCCUACACUCAGAACUGGUAGGCUGCAUAUGACGACUCUUUGCUGUGUGGAGGAAUCAGGUAAUUCUCCUUAAAGACGAGGCUAUGUCUGAUAUUCUUGUACCCUACCAUCUGUGUGAGAACAGAUGCGCUUCUGGAAUUUAAGAGGAAACAAUACCUAUGUAAAUAUUCAAGACAAACAGGCAAAAUAUUCAAGGUAAAUUUCAAAAUGAAAAUUGAAAUUUAAGAAAAAUACUCUCAAGACAGGAGGGGGGUGUUGGGGGGAACUUGUCUAUGUUGGUAGAAUGCUUGUCUCUCAUGCACAGUGCCCUGAGUUUGAUUCCCAGCAUCAUAUAAAACCUGGUAUGUUGGCACAUACUUAGGAGAUGGAGAUGGAGGCAUUAGUAUCAAGAGUUCAAGGCUAUCCUCAGCAACGUGCAGAAUUUGAAGGCCGGUCUGACUACAUGAGGCCUUGCCAAAACAAACAAACAAACAAACAAACAAUAAAACCAUCAAGAUAAAAUAAUAAUUAAAUAAUUAAAGGGAUCUGCUAACACAAGCACCCUAAAUGAUAGACAUGUUUCUGAGUGACUAAUGUUUUUCCCCCUAAGGAAUAUUUCAGAAUUUGUGGUGAUGAUGACUUCCGUGUACUGAGUGCCAAUUAGGCAACAUUUACAUUUCUUCAUAUGCCACAACAACCAGAAGUAUGGCGCUGAUGCUAUGUAUCUUCCUGUCCAUAUACGGAUGAGGAAUUUCUUGUUGAACAUUUUACAUCGCUGAUUGAAUUGAGGCCAUCUAAGUUUUCUUACCAUAAACUGUUCGUACUUCAUCCCCUGAUUUAGAAUUAGGAUGGAGUAGGUGGGGUUUUAAACUAGAUUCCCUAAGAGAUGGAGAGGUUGGAAGCUGGGCCGUGAGUGAAAGAAAGAGCCUCUGACUGUGGACGCCACGGAAGAAAGGGUUGGUGUCCCGGCAGCAACCAUAAGCCAUGGGGAUCCAAACAGCACAUCCCGAGGAGCGUCGCUCAUAGCUUGAGUUGCUUUGUCAGACCCUUCGUUAUGGAUCCUCUGCACAUGCGCAGACCCUUUCUGUUGGGUUUCUGCUAGCACAGUCCACGCUGAGUCAUUGCCUGGGGCUGGAAAUGUGUGAGAAGGCUGCCUUAGCUGGGGUACAUAGAGGCUCUGCAUAUAGCCAACUCUGUAGCCUGGCCCAGCCCUGGCUCCUCUGUGUCCCUGUAUGGUUAAAUGCCUCCCUAAACACCUAAAGACCAUCAACUGGUGCACUGUUUUCGCUUAGUCAUAGUCAAAGUUAUUGUUAUUAUACUCCGAUAAUCUAAGGUUGGUAAUGAAGGUUUUGGGUUUCUAAAAAGGGGUCAUUUGUUUCUGAGAACUUUUUUUUUGUCAGAGUUAGGACUUAACUAGCAAUAAUUACGAUGGCCCCCAACCUAGAGGAGGGAUCUGAAAGAUGGUUUAAAAUAGAUGAACUUUGCAGGGUAGGCAUGGUAUUUUUCAGUGUGCGCGUUGCUGAUCUGGAAGUAGCAAUUAAGACUAACAGUUGUGAGGUUCCCAACCAAUGAUGUUUGAUAGCAGGUAGUAGGAAUGCGCAUGUGUAUUGGUGAGCCAUCCUAAUUUAUUGUUUUGCUUUGCCUCUUCUGAGAUGGACUGUGGCAUUAGAUCUGUGAGGAGCUGCCAUCAGUUGCCUCUCUCCUCUUUAGAAGAGACUCUUCUUCCAAGCUGCGGAUAAGUGAGCAGAGCUCAGCCGGGCCGGGUUUCAUCUGAUGAGGGGGCUCUGCCCCAUCUCCUGGCUGUGGGACUGGUGUUCUUGCAGACACUGUGGUGGGGGGCCAGCAGAGCAGCCAGGAUGAUCUGCAGACAGAACACAAGAGAAAACCCAUCCCCAGGUUUUCAGGAGCCCAUAGGGUAUUAGGACAGUCACUUCGUUAUGCAGUUUGUUGAUUGGGCUUAUAGCAGCUUUUUUUCUAGUAGUUUGGUUUUCAGUUCAGGUCAUCUGGAGUCUGGAGUGCAUGUGUUUCUGUUACUGAGAUUAGGAAGCAGGGCAGAUCUAGUGCUGGGCCAUCGCUACGUCUUGUAUUGCCUUCCAGUUCAUCUCUGGAUCUUUACCAAUUUAGCUACCAAAUUCGUGUAGCUUCAAUAGCUGCCUUUGCGGUUAGAAGAUUAAGUUGUUGGGAUUAAAACCAAACGAAACCUGCACAUGCAUGAAAGGCCACUUCGGUGUCUCCAGGAGUUUGUCUCUGGCAGCCUCGAGCUUCAAGGUUCAAGAAUGGACUGUAGACUUCAUUUAUUAAUGCAGGACAGGAAAUACGGCUGAGGGAGAGUUUGGUUCUGUGUCCCAUCAACAUGGACAUGGGCCAGUGACUCAGUUGGUGGCUGCCCUGUCACUCAAUGAGGCUCCCCAGGUCUGCUCACAGGGUUUCUGAGAAAGGAAGAGAUUUUGUCAAGUGGCUUCUCUUUUGGAAAAUGAUCCCCAAAAGCCACUGACUCCUGAUGUUGGUCAUACGAACCAAGAGACAACAAAGAGACCUGACAGAAUCUUAGGGUUUACCCAGAGUGGGAAAUGCUCUGAUAAUAUGUGAAGGACAACACCUGGUGACUAUUCUGGGGUCACCAGAGAACCUGUUACCUUCCCGAACGUCCUCGGGUGACUAUGUCACCUUGCUGUCAUAAAUUUCAUAUUCACAGACUUUAAGAAUCUAAAAGGACAACUCAAAACUGUGAUGGGAUAUUGCCACAAUCAAUAGUAUGGAAGUUGGCUAGGAUCUUGGGGUCUCUGUGAUGCAGCCUCAUUUGGGCUGCACGCAGGAUGAGGCUCAUUGUCCAGCACUGCCUACAUAGUCAGUUUCAGAGCAAUCCUUAAGUCAAGUAUAGUAUUUUUUUCUUUUUUUGGUGAUUCAUUGGCCUUCUCUUGAAUAAUCAGAUACAGAUUUAGAUAAAUGUUUGGGAAUUCAGGCAAUUGUGGUUAUCUGUCUUUUAAAUUUGGAAGGAACACACGUUCUCUCUUCAUAGUACGUAAAGUUUUGUGUGUUGGGUUGUUGCCAUAGCCGAGUAUUUUAGGGACUUAAUUUAUAUCAAUAAGCAAUUAAUUGUUGGGUACAAUUCAAGUAUUGUAAGGGAAACGGAGAAAGUGAUUGACGUUUUGGCGUAGAUCCUGCGGGGCUCUUUGGAGUCGUCUAUAAAUAUUAAAAUCAAACGAACAAAGAGGCCCCUAGGAGGAAUUCCUAGCUCUAGGUCUCGCAGCUGCCCUCACAUAACACCACAAAAGGUCGAGGCCAAAAUACAGGGAAAAACUAAUUAUGACGGAGGAUCAAUUAGAUUCAUCUACAUACAGCAACACAACUCCUUCACCUGAGGCCCAAAGAACACCAUUGAAGAGGGGAUGGAAAAAUCAUAACAAACGGGGGACCAAGAAUGCUGUGAGAUUCUAUCUCCUAAAGAACGGCAGGGAACCCUCACUCAUGGUACCACAUCAGUGUGGCCAGAUUAGGACCACACACUGGACAUGCUAAUAAGGAAGGGAGAACUCUCACAAGGCCCCACCCACACCCCACCCCACCCCACCCCACAAAGAACUGUGGGCAACCAAGGGGUGCUGAGAGCUGGGAGAAGUAGUCUUUCCCCAAAGGAAGGCGUCCCCUAAUUGGUUUCUCAACACUGAAUGGUCAGUCCUGAACCCCCGAGCAUGCAAAGGACACACAGAGGACUCAGCAGGUUGUAUCGAUCGCGGUCAAAGCAACAGAGAAGAGGAGGCCAAGAACUGGAGACGGAGGUGAGAGGGGGGAGCACGGGAGGGAAAGGGAAUGGAGGGAAAUGACAUCAUUAUAUUAAAAAGCAAAACGUGAUCAAGGCAGCAUUAUGUGAGAAGGCGGCAGGAUUGAGGGCGGCAGUCCCCUGUGUUUCUGAGAUCCAGCAGCUAGCUUUUAGGCUCAGGUCUCUGGGAUUGUGUUUGCACAGCUAGAAAAUAUUACAAGGGACUAUAACUUUUGUUUUCAAGAUGGAAACGAUUUCCUGAUGCGGGGCAUAAAAGCUUAUGGUAGGGGGCUGGGGCUGAGGCAGUGGCCUAGCAAGUUAAAAUCCCACUGCACUGGCAUGAGGCCUGAGUUUGAGUCCUAGAACCCACCCCCAAAAGGCAGGCAAAGGCGGCUGUGUUUGUACUCUGAGCACAGUGUGAAGUCCUGAGUUUGUGUCCUUGUACCUAUGUAAGAAAGGGAGAAUACGGGAAGGUUUCUAAUCCCAGCACUGGAGAGAUAUGGACAGAGCCAUUCCUGGGUCCUGGAAUCCAGUUCUGAGCCAAUAAGGGACCCUGUCUCAAAAAGAAAAAAAAAUGGACAUAGAACUAAAUGUAAAGGUACUGAAUGUGAUCUCUGGCCUGUACAGGGACACACACACACACACACAUACACACACCUUCCUAGAGUAAUACACAGUUCUAUCUCCUAUCUUGUGGGAAGCCAUUGUUUAAAUAAAAUACUGGUCCAGAUGUACAGUGCUUUUCUUCCUUCUUGCCUGAUAUCCCAGCAUCUUAUGUGGCUUCCAUAGAUGUCUUCACGCGAAAGAGGCUAAGCAUGAACCAUAUGGAUUGAAGGAGGGCAUGGUGGCGCACACCUUUAAUCCCAGCACUCGGGAGGCAGAGGCAGGUGGAUUUCUGGGUUCAAGGCCAGCCUGGUCUACAGAGUGAGUUCCAGGACAGCCAGGGCUAUACAGAGAAACCCUGUCUCAGACCCCCCCCCCCCAAAAAAAAGAGAAUUUUCUUUAGAGGGUGGAUGCAAGUGUUUCUAUUAGUAUCUGAACAGCCCUUGAUACAGGCAUUCAUCUAGAAGCCACAGGAUACUGAUGUUGCAAUUGUCACGGGCCUUCCAGCUUACUAAGUAACUUUCCCUUUGAACUUCACAAGCAUCUUUACUUUUGUAUCCCCAGCACAGUUCACCUUGGAGAUGCCAGCCAGGCAGUGCUUGUUUCUGGUGAUUGACGUGAUGCUGUCUGGUGCCUGCAUGCAAGCACUGCUGUAGAGGACAGGUGUCUAGGGCCAGUGAAAGAUGAAGGUCUUCUGUUCCUGUGAGUGUGUGGAUAGUGGGGAAAGAUCUAGAACAGGGUUAACUGUGAUUGGAAGGUCAUGCUGUGCAGGGGAAGGGGACGCUGGAAUUGCACUGGGAGAGGUGCCUUUAGGUAGACAUAUGGUUGCUCUGCUUAUAGCCGCCUAUUACUCAAAGGGCAGUAACAAGAAAGCACAGGUUUUAAAUCUAGAGAAUAACAUAGCAAUUGUAGAAGUCAUGCCAAAUUGUCGAGGGCAGGAGGGGGUAGCUUGGAGAAGUAAGGGCUGUUCCAGGAGUCCGAGCACGAGACAGUGACGGCCUGGUGUAAAUGAUGUCAGAGGAGAGAUGUUCUCUAGAAUAGAGAGUUCUCUAGCAAAGGGACAGGGAGGAGGAGUCAGGGGCAGUACCUCCCCCAGGUUCCUGGCUGAUAGAUCUGUCAUUUACUGAGAAGCAGAUUAUCAGAGUAGAGAGGGUAGCUGGGGGUGGGGUGGGGCAGACCUUGGUGGCUUCCACUUGGGGAUAUGUAAAGUCUGAAGUCCUCAUGCAGGUACACAGGUAGAGCUGUCUGCUAGCUGCUUUGUUCCCCUUGAUGUGUUAAUCUGAAAAUCUGCUUGCUCAUACCGAUACUGUUGCUUAUUACUUUUAAUCCCUAUAAAGAUUUGCUGCGAUUCACUGAAGGGCUCACAUCAAUCUUGAAUAAUUAGCUACUGUUUUGAGCUUGGCAGGGCGUGGGGGGAGGGGGGAAGUAGUAUGGCCGCCCCUCCUGAAGCAGCUUAAAUUUGGCUCUGACUCUGGGGAAGCCAGCCUCCUACAACAACCGUGUUUCCCAGCUCCUUGUCAGAACAUGGAAGGUGUGGGUGGAUCUGCAGCUUUGGGCCUCAAGGAAUGUCCCACACGAGGGCUCCACAUCUCAGCAAUAUUUAUAGCUUUGUGCAAAGUAGUACUUCAAAAUUGCUCGUAUUUAUGAAGUACUUAUUCUAAAGCCCGUGCUUUUUCACCGUCCCUUAGGUUAUACAUGGAAGAGGGUAAGAGACAGGUUUUUAUUCUGACUGGCAAUAGGAAGUAUUGAAAUUGAAUAUGGCUCUCUGAAUGAUUUAUUAGUUAGUGUUUAUAUUAGCCUACUGUUUACAUUUUUAAUGUGCAUUCAAUUGAAAGUAAUUCUCGUUAAGCUCUUGGAUAAUUUCCCAAGCAGAUUAUCAGGUUCACACUCGGUAUUUAUUUGAGUUUGUGGACAGAUGCAAAUAGUAUGUUAAUACCUAUCCCCAAAGUGUUUUCAAUGAUACUGAUUGAAUUUGGUAAUGCAGUCACGCAAAGGGCAUAAUUGGGAGUGGCUUUUCUUCAUCAUGUCUAAGUCCUGUAGAAACUGAAGGUUUUGGAUAAAAAUCCAUACGGAACCAACAACCAAAACCCCAGGGAAGUUAUAUGUAUAAUAACUGUAUCUAACUCAGGUGUUUCCGUUUUGAGCGUGGUCAUUAGAAUUACAGUAUUUUACGCUUGGAAGAACAUUUAUGAUUUACUCAAACGCUAUGUCAAUGUCCACUCUCCGAAAGGAUUUAAGAAGUCCUAGGGAGAGAUGCAUAAAUAUUAUGUGAUCCAAAAGUUAAAUAAGUGAAAAAUGGAGAGGAGAAAGUAAUAAUGAAGACGAUAAUUUUAAUUAUGAGCUGGACUUGACAGGCAAUACCUGUAAUUGUAGCACCAGGAAGACAGACACAGUAGGUUAAAGGCUAGCCUGGGCUAUAUAUCUGGCCAGUUGGAAAGCUGUGUGUGGAAUGCUCAAGGCUGUACCUUAGAGUAUCAGUCCUAAAACAGAAACAAGCAGAAUAUUUAAGUAGUGGACUGGGAGGUAUCACUGGGAGGUAUGUGAUUUCAGCUGGAAGAUUAAGAUGUAAAUAUUAUGUUUUAUCGAACAUAAUAUUUUCUCUCCUGUCUAGCUGGCUUCAUUGUCUUCUAAAUCAGGUCAAAAGGACCCAUUCAACUACCUUGAUCUAUGCAUAUAGCAUUUUUUAAGUCUAUGUUUUAUAUACAUUGUCCUCUAUCUCUUACAUGCCUUUUAUUCUUAUGCCUUGCACUGACUUAUCCAGUAAUACAACAGUUAGUGGCAGAAUGAAUUAAAACAAAACUCCCCAGCCUCCACUCGACUAACUGUUCACUGAAGGAGUGUGGUGGGUUCUCACCCAUGUGGCCUCAGCAAACCUUUAAAGAACAGCUUUUAUUUUUCAGAAACACUUUGGCAAUGCCUUGUAACCUGUUCUGACAUAGAGUGGACACACAUGAUUGAAGACAGUUAGCAUGCCAACAGCCAGGGCUUUACUUAGGAGUCACAAAGAAGUUUCUUCUCGGUAACCCUGUUAGCAGCACCAUGAUUGCUCAUGCGCACUGGUCUAGCUGGGCUUUCUGGACGGACCCUGUCUUUUCCAUCGCCACUGGCGACUUUGAUGUAUAAAAUGCGCUGUCUCUUGCGGAACCAUUUUCCAAGUUCGGUCAUCGUCCUACACAGCUCCGCUUCCUUGAAACCAGACCAGUUUCCAGCUCAUCUGUAAAAUGGAAUUGCAAGCGCAGAUAACCACAGAUUUCCAACAAGACACUGGCAAGCCCACUUAGAAACUACACAUUGGUCCGGGAGUGGCUUUAACUAUAGCACUCUGAUGGCAGAGGCAGAGGGACCUCUGUGAGUUCAAGACCAACCUGGUCCAGUUCUAGGUUAGCCAGUGCUGCAUAGUGGGACUCUGUCUCAAACAAACAAACAACAGCAAACAACAGAAGGAAGUCAAUGGCAGGAGUGAUGAGUCUGUCCUAAUCAAAACAGAACCUGAAGCAACUGGGAGCCUUAGCUACUAAGUAUUAGUGACAGCUUCAAGCAAGGCUCAUGUGCUGGGCAAGGCUCACCUACGUUCCAGUGAAAAUGUGCCAUCUCACUGACCCUUAAGAAAGAGAACAGUCUCAUUAUUUAGGGUCACCUUUCCCUUAGGCCUACCCUGUAAUGCCAGGGAAUCAAUUCCAUAGAAAAUUAUAAGGUAAAUCUGUCUCCCUGUUGUGGGAGAGGUGGAGGGAAACUCAGGUGAGGGUGGCAGAUGGUGGCUGUGAUGGUCAGGGGCAGGGCAUGGGUGGUGGUGGGGGGAAUGAAUGAUUCCAUGCUGUGAAGAAAUUAGAUCAAACGUUGAAUCUAGCCCAAUGUUUGUCGCAACCCUGUACCUCUAGGUCUUGGAAUAAAGCCAAACGGCAACUUUUUUCUCCUUUCUAGUUAUGAUGGUGUGGGUAUGUCAGGAGGGAGAGACAGAGGGCUGAGGAGCAGGAAGAACCUCUUUGUUCCUGGUUUUUAAGGUAGAGAACUUUAUAGUCAGUGUGUUCUGAUCCCACUUGACAUGAACCCUUUUGCCUUUGAGAUCCAGGUCCAAUUGCAUUUUGAAACAUUCCAUCUAGGACAAAGGAGUACUGUGUGAAAAUUGAAGAUAAUUUAUUCUAGGAAUUGCAAACAAUACACAUGUAGGUACAUUGUAAUCUGGAACCUUCACUGCAGUAAUCCAGUGUCUAUGAGUAACUCCCUAAUAAGUGUUUCUGCAUCUUCAAGCUUAGGCAAACAAACUUUUCCCAGAGCUCCUAGACUCCCUUCUUCCUUCCUCCCUCCCCGAACCUGUAGCUAUUCUGGUGACUAGCAAGCCCCAGCUAUCCUCUGGACUCCUCAGAGCACUAAGGUUACUAGAACAGGUGACCAUGCCCAGCCCCUCCCUCCCUUUUUGUUAAACAGGGCUGGAACUUGCUGCGUAGACCAGGCUAGCCUUGAAUUCACAGAGAUCUCCCUGCCUCUUCCUCUCAAGUGCUGGGAUUAAAGGUGCUUAUUAUUGUCAUAAUAGUAAAAGAAAGGGGGGCACUUUUCUUUUGGCUUGUCAUUUCAAUCUUUGCUCUGAGUAGUUUCUGUUGUACUUUACAGUGGUGUCUUUCUUCACGUGCAGUUUGAGACACGUUGGAAAAAUGACUUCAUCUAAAGUUGAUGAAACAAGAAGUCACUGGGUUGGAGGCUCAGUCUAGAAACACUUCUUAGCUUUCCGCACAUGUGGAUUUCUUUGUGUGAGAGACACAGAUUUUUAAUUAUCCUCCCCUUUCCACUUUUCUUAAAGAAUUGUGCUUUUUCUCUCAUGUUGUUGAGGCCUCUUCUGCCCCACCUCACCCCACAGGGAUCUACCCUCUAUGUUUUUUUUUUUUUUUUUUUUUUUCAAAUGUGAAAGCUUUUGCGUGAACAUUUUGGCUUUCUAAACUUGUGAUUUUUUGGAGACAACAGGAUGAUUAUUUUAAAAAUGUGUUCUCUGGGUUGGCGAGAUGGCUUGCUGUGUAGAGGUGCUUGCUGCCAACCCUUGAGAAGCUGACUUCAAUCCUGGAACCCACAUGGGAGGAGAGAGCUGACUCCAGAAAGUUGUUCUUUGAUCCCCGCCAGAGCAGCUUUGUUGCCACACCAAGGGCAUUAACUGCUACUCUUUUUUUCUUAGGAACAAACAGAACAAACCUUGUCUUCAUUAGACUGAAUAUUUUUAUUUGGAUCUUAGUAUACAUCACUGUUCUUUCUGAACUGUCAAACCCAUUCAUCUUAGUGUUUUAUACAUUAAACUUUUUUCUCAUAAUUGUCUAAUAAAUCCUUACUGAUGACUAUCAUGUCAAAGAAACCACAUGUCAUUCCGGGGGCUGACACAAAGGUAAAAAUGGACAUAUGAGCUUGCUUUUGUGUGUGUGUGGUAUCUGGUAUGGCUGACUAGCCACUUUAUAAAACAAAGUUAGAUCUAAUUUAUUCUGCAUGGGUGAGGGGUGAGGAUAAUGAGCUAGCUAAAAAAUAAUAAUAUAAGAGCCGGGUGUGGUGGCGCACACCUUUAAUCCCAGCACUCGGGAGGCAGAGGCAGGAGGAUUUCUGAGUUCGAGGCCAGCCUGGUCUACAAAGUGAGUGCCAGGACAGCCAGGGCUACACAGAGAAACCCUGUCUUGAAAAACCAAUAUAUAUAUAUAUAUAUAUAUUACACACAUAUAUGUAUAUAUAUGUGUAAAAUUAUCUUUUCAUGUACCAACUCAUUUUACCACGUAAGGUGGCAUAGUUGAAUUAGGGUUUCCAUGUGCAGGCAAAAUCUUGAGUAAUACACAUUCAUUCAUUUAUUCAUUCAUUUCAUUCAUGAUAAGUAAUUCUUAUUCAUUUCUCCGAUUCCCAAAUUCACUCUUCAGUUCUUUACUGUUUCACAAUAUAUAGGAUAUAGUUCUUUUUCUUUUUCUAUUUCCUUUUUGUUUUUCUUUAUUUGGGUUUUUUUUCCAGGUGACUAUGACUAGACCUGGAAUUACUAUGAUAGAAAAUAGACCAGGCUGGGCUCUAACUCACAGAGAUCUGCCUGCCUCUUUUUCUGAAGUAAUGGCAUUAAAAGCAUGUGCCACCGCACGGAACCAUAUUUCUUGAAUGCCACAUUUAUGUCCCAGGGGUACACUAAGGGCAUAUAGUGAAGAGCGAGGUGCUAAGUGUAUUUAUGUUCUGUGGUUAAAGUAUUCACACAGUACGUUUUGCACAGAAAGCCAUUGGUCCAUGAUGUUAGCAUCAUGGAGUUUAUAUAUUCUAUGUCAGAAAGCCCCACGGGAAAGAACAUGGAGAUGGCAUGUAGAUCAAUGGAUUGUGACUUUUCGUUUGUACACUUUGGUUAGGGGAGGUGUAUGACAUUUCUGUGAUGAGAGAAUGAUCCUGUUGACAGUCAGUAUAUCGUGAUGUCCACCAACCUAUUCUUAUUCUUAAGCUAUUAGAGUGCAUGUGUUGAAUGCUCUGUCCCCAACAAAUUACGGAACAUGGCUGGUCCUCAGGGGUAUUUAGUGCAUCAAAAGUGUUUAAAGCCAUCAAGGAUUGAUGAGUAAUUAGUCUUCACGCCUAAUGUGUAAACAGCAGAGGGAUCUUUGAUUUGGGUUCAAUGUAAUUUUAAUGCUAACAGCCCUGAGAUCAGCAGCCAGCAGUUAAAUAAACUUUGACACUUGGUGCAGACCUGUCAACGAAGGCAUAAUCCAAUUUACUAUUGAUUGAUCAACCGGUUAAUUUCCUUUCUGUUGAGACAUUUGUAAAACACUUAUUUUAUACACAAAUGGCAUGGGCAUGUGCAGAGCUUCUUGUUUUGAGCAUCCUAAGGAGGGGUGGGGACAAUAAUAGGAGAAAGAUAAGAAAGCUAUUUGGGCCAUUGAGGAGCUCUUAUCACCCAUUCUGUUGACCAGUUAUCUGAUGUCAGAUCUGGGUCCCUUCUGGACUGGAAGAGUCAGUCCAGACUCUGACCCUCCGGGAGACUCCUGUGAGACUUGUGCAGCUCCUCCGGCCCCCAGGGAUUGAUCCCUUCAGUGUGUUCUGUCUCUUAAAAACAAAGCAUUUCAUGUCGUAUGAUGUACAUUUGUAAGUUGACUUUUCAGGCACUCUCAAGAGAGCUCGGAAGAUACAGUUGUUUACACAAUUUGGGACAAUUACUGUGUCGACAUGACCCAUUAGAGAGGACCUUUGUAGAAGGGCAGAGCCAGGGCCAGUUCAUAGGGAACCCAGAUACAUCACACUUACAAAGAUUUUGCCUGUUGUAUGAUUUUUUUUUUAAAUGUAUUCUUGUAUGCUUUGAAAUAAGGAGUUUUUCUUACUCUUUUUCCCCCCACCCAUUAAAAAAAAUUCUGUGCUCUGCAUAGCUAGGAAGGCAUUACUUACCAGCUUGUUGGACCCUUGAAUUCCAGCUUACAAUAGCAGCGUUUACUAGUAGUUCUCAACCUGUGGGUCUCGAUCCCUUGGGGGUGGUCACAUGACCCCUUUCACAGGGAUCGCUUAAGCCCAUCAAAAAUCACAGAUAUUUACAUUAUGAUCCAUAUCAGCAAAAUUACAGUCAUGCUGUGGUAACAAAAACAAUGUAAUGUAAAAACCAUACAUUAUUGUGUGUGUGUGGGGGGGGUCACCACAACACGAGGAACCGUAUUAAAGGGUUGCAGUAUUGGAAAGUUGAGAACCACUGUUGUAGGAUGUAGUCAGCUUUUAGGAUGAGAGAAGCCAUGAGAUUACAAAUCUACUAAAAUUCAUUAAUUCAGAUGAAAACAGAGUCAGGAAGAGAACGCUGAUUUUACGAUAGUAAAUCAUUCAGCCAUUAUGACUGUAGGAGAUUAUAUAAUAAGGUAAUAAGGACUCUGUGUAUAAAUUCGACAGUACAGGGACAGUGAGGGACAUUUUCUAAAAUAAGUAAGUGGGGAAGCAGUUAGAGAGAUUCCCAUGUCAGCCUUUGGCUUCCAUGCGUGCAAGCAUGGGUAAGUGCUUCUACACACACACACACACACACACACACACAUACACACAAACUCUCACCCACAUACACACACAUACACACACACACACACAUACACACACACACACACACACACAAACUCUCACCCACAUACACACACAUACACACACACAUACACACAUACACACACACACAUACACACAAACUCUCACCCACAUACACACACAUACACACACACACAUAUACACAAACUCUCCCACAUACACACACAUACACACACACAUACACACACACAUACACACACACAUACACACACACACAUACACACACACACAUACACACAAACUCUCACACACAUACACACACACAUACACACAUACACACACACAUACACAACACACAUACACACAAACUCUCACCCACAUACACACACAUACACACACACACACACAUACACAACACACAUACACACAAACUCUCACACACAUACACACACACAUACACACAUACAUACACACACAUACACACACACACACACACCCCACCCAUGGCCUACUUCUGUAGAGCACUGUACAAUUACAGAUUCAAAGUUGUCUCAAAUCCUUGAGAAUCCCAUGUGUUGAUACACAGAACACAAACAUGUAAGUGCAUUUCUUUUUAAAAACAAAUGUUCUAAGCAGAUAUAGGAUGCAGAGAGAAGUGAGUCUCCCUAGGACGCUGAGAAUAUGUGACAGAAAGGUUGCCAGUACUAAGUCGAAAUAUGAUUAUAAUUACAAUUUUACUAGCUCACUCGUGUUGCUGAGCUAGCCUUUAUACUCAGUGGUGCACAGUGACGACUGAGCUGUCCAACCAUGUACAACAUACAUGUCCCAGCAUACACGCCUUUCGGGUUUGUCGCUGGAAUACUUGAUCCUUGGCUGGUAGCUGAGUCCCGCAAACUCUACUGAAUAGCGUAUCCCAAUACAACUUUAAGAAUAUAUCAUUACUCAUCAGAUAUUUAUUGAGUACACAUUUAAAACACACAGGUGAAAAUGUCCCCUGGGUUUAAAUUCUCUAUUUGCACCUGGGCACCUCAAGAUGCCAAAUAAUAAAGAAUAUUUGGAGGAAUAUAUUUAUCCAGCAAAUUACGGAGCUUCUUCCUAUCAGAAACCUAUCUUUUAUUCAUUUAACAAAUAUUUAUCUAAUAUCUCCCACGUCCAGGCCUUAUGCUCAGUACUACAUCAACAAAAAGAGAUUGCCACAGUUACACAGCGAUGUAUGAUGUCGUGCCGUUAAUUCAGCAUUUGGGUCUGUGCACUUAAACACACCACAUGCUGUUUGUAUAUCACAUAUUGCAAAUGUCAGAGUAUUUAAGAAAGUACGGGGAAGAUCAACAUCCAUUUCCCGAGAAUGAUUGACUCUGGCUGUGGAAUUCAGUGCCGUCCGUGCCUUUACCUAAUAUGAAAAAGAAAUAUUAAAAUAUUUCAGUAGUUAUUUUGAUGGGGUGGCUAUCCAGGUGUCUUCUAGCAAUACUUCUGGCAUGGUUGUAUAGUUGUAUAUUUUCUUCCAAAUGUGGAACAUAUGUGAGAAUUACAGUUGUAGAAUUUGGGUGACGACGGAGCUAGAAGAGGCAUGGACAGACAUCAUUCUAGCAUGUAGUCAUUCCCCAUCGAGAAAGCAAGCAGAAAAGUGGACUGACUGACUAUUGAUCAUCAUGGCUUCAUUUGGUAAGCUUUGCAGCGCUAAAUCGUUUGUUCUUCAGAUCUUCUGUAUCAUUUUCAGGUCGCCUCCCUAUAGGAGCAAAACUCAGCUGUGCUGCCUGGGUCCGUACGAUGCCUGGAGGUGACAUUUGCAUAUGAGAGACUUAGCCUUUCUCCAGGGAAACAAGUUUUUAUGAAAACAAAACAAUUCCAUUUUCUCGGGUGGUUACACGUGUCUCAAAAGCACGGAGCAAUUCCAUUUAGCAUGCUAUACAGCAAUGUUAUUUUACAUUCUUGAAACCAAAGCGCACCAUUCUAGUGGAGACAAAAGACACUUGUCAGGUAGGCUCUGACUAAGACAUUGCUUGUCCCCAUUCAGAACUCGCUUUUAUCCUUAGUGUGCUUCGAUAGGACACACCAUUUUCUCUUUUCUUGGUAAAAAAUUAUCGUCAUCUUAUCCCCCUGCAGAAGAGAUUCUCUCAAACUCUUAAAACAAAGAAAAACAUACCAACUUUAGACGUGAAAUAAUGUUCUAAAUCCAAAUGAAACAAUAUUGAGUGUAGCCACACAGUUCCCCUAGGACUACAGCAUUUUAAAUGGUCGAUUUUUAAAACAUUUUCAAUGUUAAUGGGUGUUUGGGGUUGGCAGUUUUGGAAAGAACCAGCUACGGUUUCCUAGGAAUUGCCAGUCUUGGCCUCAAACAAUGGAAUACAUGAAAUUGGUGGGACCCAAGCCCACACACACACACAUACACGUUUCAUAGUUUCAGAUGACCCUUUAGUCUUUGGCGUUUUAGAUGCUUUUCUUGUUACUCUGACCCAUUGCCUGACAGAAUCAUCUUAUGGGGAGGUGAGACCUACUCUGGCUCACAGUUAGGAGUCCACGACACAUCAUGGUGGGAAGGUGUGGUAGCUUGGCUCAGGUGGCGACCUAUAGCUGUGGCUUUUCCCUGUCUUGGUAGAUCCAGAGGCAGACAGGACUGAAAACAAGUAGGUCAACCCUCACUGUUUGUUGUUCUUGAGUAGCUUUCGUCCAUCAGCUAGGCCCUCAUCCCAAGGGUACCAUAACCUUCCAAAAUGGCUCCACCCAAUGGGGACCAAAUGUUCAGACACUCCAGCCUGUGGGGGAAAGGAGGUCCACGUGCAAUAUCGUAGCAGCGUGGUAAAAUAGUGACUAAAAUCCUGGAGUUUCUCAACUGAUUGACUUGCAUUCAGGGUCUCCAUCCAGCCUUCAUUUACUGUGUCAUUUAUUUAAAUGACGUCAUUUCUCUUAACUUCAGUUUUCUCACUUGUUGAUGGUCAUUGUAGUAACUUCCCCAGCGAAGAAUAAAUGUGAUUUUUAUUUUUUGUGCAAAAGGUGCCAGCUCUGAGAAGGACGCCAGUAAUAAGUAACCCUUAAGGAUUGACUUUGGUAUUUACUGGCUUAUUUGUUAAGUCGUUGGGGGAGUGGGUUUGCACUCGUAUCUCAGAAAACACUCAUCCCUAGGUCUGUCUGCCCUCAAGGGCUCCUUGGUUAUGGACAGAGCUCUGUUCUGCCAGCUUUGAUUUCUCUGUCCUUCUGUUGCUCUGUGUGUAAGAGCACAUAAGAUGUCUCGUGAGGAUAAAAAGUAAUAGUUGCUUUAUUGUUCAGUUUCCAAUAGAUGCUGUCCCUCCUGCCUCUGUGCUGCCUCCCCCUCCCCUUCCCCUGCCCCUCCCCUUCCCCUGCCCCUCCCCUUCCCCUGCCCCUCCGCCACUCUCUUUCUGAUUUAGCUUUCUGGUUUCCUGACUUAGAAGGCCUUUUCCACUUCCUCCUUCUGAUACCUUUCUCGUCACUCUUGUGUUUCCAUAGUCUUCAGACAGAGCGCAGUGGUCCCAGCCUGUGUCCUGGUGCAGGUUAACUGUGAUAAUCGUAGUAUGUGCAAAACUGGCCUAUUUAUUCUGUUUGGAGCACAAGGGAGAGAGGUGAUUGGCAGGUACAUGGAGCCUUAUUUCUUUUCUCUCUCUCUCUCUCUCUCUCUUUUGUUUUUUUUUGUUUUUUUUGUUUUUUUUUUUUCGAGACAGGGUUUCUCUGUGUAGCCCUGGCUGACCUGGAACUCACUUUGUAGACCAGGUUGGUCUCGAACUCAGAAAUCCGCCUGCCUCUGCCUCCCAAGUGCUGGGAUUAAAGGUGUGCGCCACCACGCCCGGCUGCCUUAUUUCUUUUCAAAAAGGAGAAGCCAAUAAAUUAUUUUGAAGUCACACGUAUACUGUUUGCCCUUAAAUUACUAAAGAACGUUCCUUUUCUCCUUUUCUCUUCCCCCUUCUGCUUUGCUGCUUGAAACAGGGUCUCACUGUACAGCCCGGGGUGGCUUUCUGGCCACAUCUUGCCUCUUCCCCUGAGCUCUGGGAUUGUGGGCAUGUGCCACUAUGUCCAGCCCUUACAUAGUCUUUCAAAAUUGAUGGGUGGAUUAUUUUCCAGUUUACCUCUGUGUUACUGUUAGCUCAACACAGUUGGGGGACAAUCACUAGAGAGGAAUCCACUGCUCUUGGGGCUGUUGGUUUGGUGACUCUUUGGCCUCUGGGCAAGCUAUUAACGUAUUAAUGCUUUAUGCUUAGACUGAUACAACGAGAGAUGGCUCGCAGGGGUGCUGAGGGGACUAGAGCCGGGAGAAAGGAAGUGGUACCCCUGGUACGUAGAUGGUGCUCGGCAACCAUGUUGCAUCUUUUCUUCUUUUUGUCCCUGAUGGAGCCAUUGCUGAGACAAUAGUAGUAAUUGUGGGAGAUGAUGAACACAGAGUUAGGUGCUGCUCGAAAACUAAAGUUCUGCACCUUGAUAUCAUUGGGGUCUGUGAAAAUGUUCAGGUGUUUUCAUGGAUGCACUAACAUUGCUGCUGGUAUCAGAGUCGGAGUGAGACAGUAUUUACUGCCGCCCUUAAGACCAGAAGACCAGGUAAAGUAGGAAAAGGAAGAUACAGAGUGGAAGGAGAGGAAGAUGAACUCAGCAGAGCUGGGAAUCUGCUUGGUGGUGGAGUGCUUGCCUAGUGUACAUGAGGCUCUUGGUUUGGUCCCACAAAUAAAAUGGACAAGACCUAGGAGGCAAGUUCCUAGGUCCACACAAAGCAGGUUUUUUAAUCAAUCACGCCACUGAUUCUGGACACAGAUCCAGGAGUGUUUUCUAUAUUAUUUGUUUGUUUGUUUGUUUGUUGGCUUUAGUUAAAAGCUGUGAUAAUCCUAAUAUUUGGGUUUGGGGAUUUCUGUACUUUAUUCAUUUUAGCACCAGUGCAUUUCAGGUUCUUCAGAGGACUCUGUUAGUGCUAUUUUCUUACGGAGUGGCUUAUCACAGGCUGGCUGCCUCACACCUGGUACAGGGUGCUUCGUGCUUCCAAGUAUAGCUUUGUUCUGUUCAGCAUUCAUGUCCCAUGUCACCAUGCCACCUCUGUUCACCUCUCACAGUGUCCCUCCAAAGUUUAAGGCCUCCCUUAGAGUCAAAAGCUUUUCAUUUCAGUCGGAACACACCGUCACAGGGCAUUUUUAUUGUAUUUGAUAAAUGUGAUAAGUGUAUUGCACUCUUACUACAUUCUAUUGUGUCCCAGGGAAACUGACAUUCAGUUUUUAUUUAUUCUUGUAGAUUCAGACCUCUAUUUUCUCAUCCACCCAUCCACCCACCUAUCCAUCCACCCAUGCAUCAUCCGUCCAUCCAUCUAGUCAUUUCAUUCAGCUUGUGUUUGUGAAGACUUACUAUGUAUCUGGCAGUGGUGUAAAUGUGGAAGUCAUUUGAGCGUACUGUCUUGUAAGCAAAGUGGAAAUGGUGCCUACCUUCACAGGCUGAUGGCGUCAUUGGGGUGGGGUGCAGAGAGAAGGGAGCACUUGGAUUGAUAGAUCUCCACAUGAAAUAUCCAGUGAUGAGAAGUCCUUGAAGGUCUUCAGUAGAGAAAUGGCACCAGCAGGCCCAGUUGUUGACAGGCUCUCUGAAGUAUGGACGGGGGAUGUUAUGGGGCCACACAGCACAUGAAACCCUGCACCCCAGGAACUUAUGAUAUGUAGCAGGGGCAACCCAGGCAAUACAGGGCAACAUCAGUGUCCCAGGGGAGGAGGCUGUUGGAACCUAAGAUUGACAGUAGAGGCUCAGAGUUCUUCGAAGGAGUCUGGGUUGAGGAGGAGGAAAUGGCUCUGAAGCACUCCACUUGGAGCUAGGAACUGAGGUCACAGUUUGAAGCCAUGCUGAAAAGGUGCCAGCUUCCCUAGAAGAGAAGGGCAUGGGCAUUGAAGUCUUCAUUCUGGGAGGGCAGCAGGGUCACACAGGGUAGAUAGCACAGAGAGAAACAGAAGAAAAGAGAAAGAGACACGAGAAAAGAAACUGGCAAUUGGCUCCUCACGGAGAUCCUCAUUCAUGGUUUGGAGGAAGAGAGCCUCUUUGCAGUGCUUAAGAAAGAAGACAGUUACUGUCCCCAGUGGUUUAUUAGAGUCCUUCUAAGUCCUCACACAUUAUUAAAGUGGUUUGGUUUUCUGUGGGAUAUCCAACGCUGGGCUUCCUGACAUUUUUUUUUCCUCAGAACUUUCCCAUACAGAGAGAAUGUAUUUAUGAGUUUUCUCAAAAGGCAAGAGAAGCAAGUGAAUGUCAGAGAAUCUACUAUCGCUACAGAAGAACAGUGUUCUAACAAUGGUCUUAUGAGAGAGAGAGAGAAAGAGAGAGAGAGAGAGAGAGAGAGAGAGAGAGAUCUUAAAGAUGGUAAUACCACAUUUCGCCUGUUAUCCAUGAUUCAGAGAAUUCUCUUUAAAAACAAAAACAAAAAAGAACCCCACCCCUAAAACACCUUUACUAAUGUUAUUUUUAUCCCUAAAAUUCUUGAGUUUGGAGUUUUAAUGUAAUGGUUUUGAAUCAAGUAUGAUCAUGUUUAAAGGUAUGUACAAAUCUCAUCCGUCUGUGUUAGGUUUCCUUUCUCCAGAGUAAUUUAGUUGAGAAUUUUCCAUUAAAUAAUAUUUUCAUUGACAAAAUGUGCAGGCUCUUAAAAUUGUCAGGCUGACUAGAGUAAACGGGAAGAGAAUUUUAAGAGCUGUGGUGUAGGAAGAAAUUACAUCUCUCCACAUCCCAAAUCUUGGGGAACCCAUGUUAGUGGCUUUGUGACUUUGGGCUUCACGAACUUAAAGGGAGGCUCAUGGUCAAAUUACUAGGGGGAGAUGCUGGGUCACACAAAUGGAACCCAUCUGUCUCACUACAGGACAGGAGCCUUACAUCUGCUGGCAGUGAGGGGGUGACCUUCUGAGAGGCUGAAACAUGGAGUGUUUUCCAGAUUGGUUUCACCAUAAAACUACUUUUAAAAAAAGAAGUAUUUAAAAAAAAAGUCAUGAUGUGCGUGGGCCUGCACACGUGCGCGCAAACACACACACACACACUCUCUCUCUCUCUCUCCUCUCUCUCUCUCUCUCUCUCUCUCUCUCUCUCUCUCUCUCGCACACGCAGUACCAGAAAGCCUAGAAGAGGGCAUUGGAUCCCCUGUAAGUGGUAUUGGAGGUUGUGAGCCAUGUGGGUCUGGAAUUGAACGUGGGUCAUAUGUAAAAGCUAUAACCUCUCUUCUAACCACUGAGUUGUUUCUCCAGUCCCUGGCACCAUUUUUGUUUGAGGAAUUUACUUAGGAAAUGCUACUCUUUGGUGAAACAGGUUGGGAAAAGUGGGGUGCUGGGUAUCUCCUUACCCCACACUUUUUUUUUUACUCUUGCAUCUUUGCAUUGUUAACUAUCUACUUAAUAACCAUCUUUUCCUGUUACCAGAGGCUUUGGAGAGAAGGGCCUAUGUACAGAGAAGGGCCUCUCUCUUGCUCCUGUUGUACCUCACUGGCAAUCCCAGGCUCUCACUAAUCACAGUACGAAUAAUAGUUAACUGAAUUGAGCUUUCCCCCACUCCCCAGGGAAUAUGCAAUUUUUGAGCUAUGCAUUUUUUGGCAUUUUUUUAUACAAAAAAAACCCCACACACUUGGGAUUUAAAAGUCGGUCAAAUUAACACAGCUAAACACAUGCAGGAGAGCAGAAGUUCUCAGGGAAUGUUCACUAAUGGACUACUGAAAUUUCCUCUACUCUCGCACAAGGAACAUUCUGGCCAGACCUCAUACUUCCCUAAGAGGUAUUUGAAUGUAGUUUUAGUUUUUCACAAAAUCCCACUGAGUUCCUGGUUCCCUCUUUCGAUUCUGCUUGACAUUCCCAAGUCUGCCUGGUAUUUCUGUUCCAGACUGUAAACUGUCCUUUGCCUGGUUGGAAGGUAGUUAGGUUACCCCAAGCGUUCUAAAUCUGUAGGUCAAGACCCCUUCACCAAACCUCUAUUUCUAAAAAUAUUUACAUUAUGAUUCAUAACAGAAGCAAAAUUACACUUAUGAAGUAGCAAUGAAAUAAUGUUAUGCCUGGCGUCACCACAAUGUGAGGAACUGUAUUAAAGGGUCGCAGCAUUAGGAAGGUGGAAAGCCACUGAGGUAGAGAAAUGGGGAUUUGUCUGCAGUGUUUUUAUGAUGUCUUUGGGUGGAGGGAGCUGAGGAAGGAAGUCCAGUAGAUAAGAGCACUUGCUCCGCAGGUAUAAAGACUUGAACCCAAAUCCCCAACGCUUACAUAGAAUGCUUCACGUGUCUGUGACCUCAGCAUUGAGGCAGGGAGAGCUUACAGGCUAGUCUAGUUAAAACAGCGAGCUUGUGAUUCGGGGAGAGACCCUAUCUUGAGGCAAUGAGACACAGCGGAUAGAAGACGGCAGUAGAUGUCUCUCUCUGGUCUUCUCAUGGGAGGCCAUGGGUGCCUACACUUGCACACUUACAUGAUACACACACACACACACACACACACACACACACACACCUAAGGUUGUUGUUUUUUGGUUUUGUUUUGUUUUGCAGUCAUCGUAUGGUUCUCAGUCUCAGGUUGCACUUUACUUUUAAAGAGACCUAAAUUCUAGAGACUUGCUAUCUGUUUCUUCUCCUUUGAUUUUUUUAUUUCUUGCAAAACAAGCAAUGAUGUAAAUCAAACGGGUACCAGUAUACAGCUCACCUCAGUUUACUGUUGACAUAUGGUCGGAUUGGUGGGCUCCAUCUCUUGGUCUUUCUAAUGUCUGUCCCUCUAGAUAGCAGUUGCAAACUUCAUCACUGCCCACCCAUGUAUCAGCGGUACAUUUCCUGAGGAAAAGGACAUUAUUUUAUAUAGUGAAACCGUGGACAACAGAAGUCAGAAAGUAAAUAUUGCUCUAAUACCUAUAAGCCACUAUGAAGUCCAAGUAUUAAAUUCCCCGUUAUCCCAAUAUCCUCUAGUUAAAAGAAAGUCUAAGCUCUGGAGGCUCUAUGUUGUAUUCACUUGCAUGUUGGUAAUCUUUCAAUAGCAAAUUCCCAUUUCCCGUUUGUCUUUUGUUAUUCUGACCUUUAGGACAUAACAUAUUCAUCAUUUCAUAGAAUACCCCCUCAGUUUGAAGACAUGUGGUUAUUUCAUGACUAGGCUUAGAAUAAACACUUUUAAAAUAAGAAUACCACAAAGACUGCAUUACGUAGUUUUGGUGCAUAGCUGGGCAAGGCUGAGGAGGCUCUUUGUUUCCCUGGCAGUAACUAAGUGUGAUCAUUUGAUGACGCUGCUGCUGGCUUGCUUUUGCCAUUCCUUUCCCCUUUGUAUACAAUGGAAAUCUGUGGAUGUCUUGAGGCUGUAAAAUGGCUUGUUCUCUGACCAUCUUUCCCCUUAUGCUUUGACUAUGUAUCCAUUGGUUAUUCCUGCCUAGGUCGCUCUCACUACAAUGCUGGCUCUCCAGUGGGAUGCUUUAAUUGCAUAGUGUCAUCUAAAGUUGGGAAUUGCUGUUGGUUUAUUUUAUUUUUUUAAAGGGCUGUCCAUUUCGGCAUAGCCCAUGAUGUCUUGUUUAUCUUUACACCACAGUGGAGUUACGGGUUCUUUUUAUUUCAGGAUGCCGAGUCUUUUGAGGGAGUCCUGUUUAUGUUUAGUAUCUUCACAGCCAUAGAAACCCUCUUAAGUUGGUCCUGACAUAUUUUCUCUGUGUGUGUGUGUUUUCCCUUGCAUUCGGUUUUGGUACAGAAAGUACCAGGUUCACUUACACUCUUUCUGUCCUUCCUACCUAUAUGUGAGAAUCAGUCAUUUCUCAGAGAACGCCUGGUUUCUUAUAGUAGAGACUAUUGAAGACCCUUUUUCUUGAGGGUUUUCAGCAGACAGAACUGGUAACAUACGUGAACAUAGACACAAAUGUUCCUAGAAUUUAGGGAUAAAUCUGGACUCUAUAGCCUCUCCUCCCCAAUCUAUAUUCCUCUCCCACAAGGUGUUUACUAGCUUUCUCGGCUUCACUGUACACACAGAGUUCUCUCAGAAGCGCCACGCCCACACCGCCGCCCAUGGUCGGUGACUCCACUUGUAAUAUUUAAAAGUUCUAGUCUCUUCUCACCCAUCUGCUCCCCCCCAAUUUUCCAGAGUUUUCUGAUGGCUUCAUCUGCUAUCAUCUUCUCUUUUGUUUUCGUCUCCCUUUAAAAUCCCUCGUACUGUCAUCUGGGUGGGAGUUGGGAGGUUCUGUUUGCACUCUACCGUGGUUAACUGAGAAAUCCAUCCUACGUGCGCCUUCUGUUAGCGCCACGGUCCUCGAAGCCUGGAAGGAAGAAAACAGCCUUCACCUUUGCUAGCUAAGAUGGCUCCAGCUGUCAUCUCUACCUCGAUCUCCCAUCCUGUGUUCCUUCCUUACUCCUCGCAGAGGACAAAGUAGGUCCUUGUACAGUGUCCUUGACCAUUCUUGACUAUCUAAGUGGGCAGGGCUUCUUUCUUUGGUACUCGGAAGUAGACCUUCAGGGAUGCAGGCAAGACUACAGAGGGUUUUCCCAGUCCGUGUUCCCCGGGCGGGUCCUGCUCUCCCCUACCUCCUCCUCGGUUACUCGGGGGCUACAAAUCUGCCCAUUGCGGAUUAUUUCACACUGAUAAAAAUGAAUAGCACAACCACGGAGGAAACAGAAUCCAAGUCGGUGUUCCCAGGCUGUUGUUGCUCUCCCCCUUUUCUCAUUUGAUUCAAAUCAGUGCAGACUGGCCUCCUUCGCAAUAGCACUUGCACCUUCUGAACUUCGAUGUUUGCUGUCUCUGCCCGUUCAGCUUGCUCAGAGCUAAUUGUGUCGGUGGCAGGCUCAGAUACCUUCAAAUUUAAGAUGUUUACCUUCAAAGAUGCCUUUGGUAUCCUCCCCAGUGACAAAGGUUUGGCUCAGGACGCAGAGGGAAUUUUCAGAAAAGACGAUGAAGGGAGGAGCCAUCAUCCUUGAAGCAGUUGGGAAUGUUGGAUUUAUUUCUCUUUGCUUUGGUAAACAAAAGCUGGCAUUUCUUUCCAUGGGUUCUCAGCGGUGGGGCUGCCACCUUGGUAGAGACUGGUGGGCAAAUGGAACCCAUGCAGUAGGUUGCCAGCCUGGCGAUUUUUGCCAGAACUUCUCUAAGCACUUGCCAUAUUGGCAGUGCCCCCUCCACCCCCCAAUCCUCUCUGUGUUUGUUUAUUUAUUUAUUUAUUUAUUUACUCACUCACUCUGCUUGCAUCGUGGAAUUCUGGGUAAAGCUGUUUUAAGUCAGAAUCAUGUUAAAACAACAACAUUUAAGAGAACAUUUUGACCAAGAACAAUGCAAAUAUUGCAACAUACGUAAUCUAUGCCAAAUUGGCUUACAGAUUUCAAAACAGGAAGAGUGUUGUUAGCGACGUUCAUGGUUUGGUUUUGCUUUGCUGCAGAUUAGGUUUAGCGACAAAUUCCAUCUGGCUACAGCUACAUGCAGUCUCUCCAUUGAUUGGUUAUAUUGGGACUUCAUGGGAGUGUCCUUCAGUUAGCUUUUCCCAGCAUUUUUUAAAGCUUCAUUGAAGAAAAAAAUGGGGUGGGGGGGACGGGGAGGGAGAAAAGAGAAGGACCCUGCAUUGUUUUAAUUUGCGUCCAACAUGCAAAACAUAGUUCUAAAAUUUUAAUUAGCUAAGUGAGCGGUGAAAAGAAAAAAAAAAGUAAUAGAACAAGCCUCGGUGAGCAGCUGGGAUGUGUUGCCAUGACAACAAGUUCAGCAGGGCUGCCAGCGAGCAUGUCAAUGGGUAAUAUUGGGAGAGGGCUUUGCAACAGUGCCUGCUAGCCACAAUGUGAUUGGUCACGCCUCUGUUGUCUUUGUGUGAACCGGUGGAUGCUGGGUAAGACCCAGAGUGAAUGCUCAGCUUGUCUCAAGGCUGCAAUGAGGUGAUGUGUCACCAAUCAGUAUGUCCCCCAUCAGUCAGUCUCAGUUUAUUCCACUCGGGGAAAUCCUUUGCUUGGCCAUCUCUGCAAUGAACUCUGCGAGAAAGCCUGUCACCCAGGAGGCGCUGAUGGAACACCUGACCACAUGUUUCCCAGAAGGACAUUACUCCCAAUGGAUUAUGGCCCACUCUAAUGACCUCAUUUUAACUUGACUACUUCUGCAGAGACCCUAUCUCCAAAAAAAGGAAAAGGUGUUCCAACCCCAAGCCAAGAAAUUCUACGGCAUACCCUAAACACACUGGUACGGGAGAGGAAAAUCUAUCCGACUCCGGAUGGCUAUUUCAUUGUGACCCCACAGACUUAUUUCAUUACUCCCUCCCUCAUAAGAACUAACAGUAAGUGGUACCACUUGGACGAGAGGGUACCUGACAGGUCUCAGUGCACCUCGCCACAACCAGGAACCAUAACGCCCUCUGCCUCAGGCUGCGUCAGGGAAAGGACAUUACCCAGAAAGCACUGCGACUCUUGCCACUGCUGCCGAGAAGACGUGCACAGCAUGCAUGCCUCCACCCUGCAGAGGAAGUCCGCCAAGGACUGCAAAGACCCUUACUGCCCUCCUCCGCUCUGCCAGGUGCCGCCCACUGAAAAAAGCAAAAGCACUAUAAAUUUCUCCUAUAAGACGGAAACUCUCUCGAAACCUAAAGAUGGUGAAAAGCAGUCCAAAAAAUUCGGUCUCAAGUUAUUCCGGCUGAGUUUUAAGAAAGACAAGACCAAACAGCUGGCCAAUUUCUCUGCCCAGUUUCCUCCCGAGGAGUGGCCUCUGCGAGACGAGGACACGCCCACGACCAUCCCUCGGGAAGUGGAGAUGGAGAUCAUCCGGCGGAUCAACCCAGACUUGACGGUGGAAAAUGUCAUGAGGCACACUGCCCUGAUGAAGAAACUUGAAGAAGAAAAAGCUCACCGGAGCAAAGCCGGGUCCUCCGCCCACCACAGUGGAAGGAGUAAAAAGAGCCGGACUCACCGCAAGUCCCACGGGAAGUCUCGGUCACACAGCAAGACGCGAGUGUCCAAAGGAGAUCCUUCGGAUGGCUCGCAUCUGGAUAUCCCCGGUGAGAGGGAGUAUGAAUUUUGCGACCCUCUAACCAGGGCCCCCAGAGAGGGCUGCUUCAUCAUUGAACACAAAGGGGACAACUUCAUCAUGCAUAGCAACACGAACGUGAUCGAGUCCCAUUUCCCCAUGACGCCAGAAUGGGAUGUGUCUGGCGAACUGGCCAAAAGGAGAACGGAGAUGCCCUUUCCCGAACCCUCCAGGGGAAGCUCCCACUCCAAAGUGCACCGAAGCCACAGCCAUACCCAGGACCGGAGAUCCAGGAAUGAGAGGUCCAACAAGGCCAAGGAGAGAUCCAGGUCUAUGGAUAACUCCAAAGGUCCCCUGGGCGCUUCUUCACUCGGGACUCCGGAAGACCUGGCUGAAGGCUGCAGCCAAGAUGACCAAACACCGAGCCAAUCAUACAUUGAUGACAGUACUUUAAGGCCUGCGCAAACGAUUGGUCAUCAAAGGGCUCAUAUUCCUUCUGCCAGCUACAAAGAGGUAUGCAUUCCAGAAAUAGUUGGUGGCAGCAAGGAACCUUCUAGUGCUUGUAGCCUUCUGGAGCCAGGCAAAACCCCUGAGAGUAUGCCGUCCUAUGGGGAACUCAGCCCUUGCCCGGCUAAAACAGCUGUGGAUGACUAUUUUCAGUGCAACACCUCGAGUGAGACCGUACUCACAGCACCGUCCCCUUUAGGGAAGAAUAAGGAGGACCAUGACACUUUGACCUUGGUGGAGGGGGUAAAAAAGCUGUCUCCAUCUGAGAGGCAGACCCCCCAUUCUUCCAGGGAACCUGUUGGGCACAAGGAGGAGUCACCGAAAGGGCCAGGAGGGGGCCCUGCAGCCUCUGGUGGUGUGGCAGAGGGGUUAGCCAAUGGCCGCCUUGUCCAACAUCAUAGCGCAGAACCCAGCAGCCUGGACAAAAGGAAAGAAAUAUUCAGCAAAGACACACUGUUCAAACCUCUACACAGCACCCUGUCUGUAAACAGCUAUCACAAAUCUAGCUUGUCCCUCCUCAAGUCUCACCCAAAGUCACCCGUUGACACACUGCCAGGCCGUUGUGAGAAACUGGAACCUUCCCUUGGGACAUCCGCGGCCCAAGCCAUGCCUCCAUCCCAACGUCAGCAGGAGCCUGGAGGGAACCAGGAGGCUUCUUUUGACUAUUACAACGUCUCUGAUGACGACGACUCCGAGGAGGGGGCCAACAAAAACGCGGAGGAGGAGAAAAACAGAGAUGAUGUGGGCACCAUGCAGUGGCUCCUGGAGAGGGAGAAGGAAAGAGACUUGCAGAGGAAGUUUGAGAAAAACCUCACCCUCCUCACCCCAAAAGAAACUGAUAGCAGCAGCAACCAGAGAGCCACCCACUCAGCCCGGCUGGACAGCAUGGAUAGCAGCAGCAUCACGGUGGACAGUGGAUUCAACUCCCCACGCACUCGGGAGAGCCUGGCUUCCAACACAUCAAGCAUUGUUGAAAGCAACCGCCGUCAGAAUCCUGCUUUGAGUCCAGCCCAUGGCGGAGCUGGUCCAACCUUCAACUUCCGCGCCAGUACGGAUCCCCCGACCAGCGAAGCUGAGAAAUUACAGAAACCUUCCAACUGCUUGCAAGCUUCUGUUACUAGUGUAUGAUUGUCCUUCUGCCUCAGAUCUUCUGUCUCAUCCGAUACAGCAACGUUUACGACGAUUGGGCCUGAUGUUUACAUCUCUGCAAAGACAAACAUCUCAAGCACAGGUUGGGGGUUACUUGAGCUGUGCUGCUAAGUAGGCUAGGGCAAAAAAAAAAAAUCUUCAUUUUGGAGUAUUGCUUUUCACAUGUAUGGCUCUGUAGCAACCGAAUAGCAGUAGGGGAGAUGUGCACACUUCUGCUCCCGCGUCACUAACUGUAUCUGAGCACACAUAGGAAAGUCUACACACUGUAAGUGGAACAUGUGUUUUUCAAUGUCAUACAGUUGCCAAUUUCCAUUCUGAAAUGCCACAGAGUUGUGUUGCUCCCAGCCGGCCUAUAGGGAAUGGGGCCACGGAACUAAUCCUUGAUAGCCCCACCUCCCUCAAAAAAAAAAAAAAAAAGCUGCCACAAAAUGUAAAUGUAGGGGUGUCCAUUGUGAAAAAAAAUCAAUGCCAAACUGGGCAGAAGGGACCCCAGCCCUUUGUGUGUGAGUCCUUUAAAAUACCAGUCAUUUUUCACUGUGAGUUUUCACAACACUCUUGCGGGAGGAGCCCAUGAGAGUGGGUCAGAGGUCCCAAUGGAUGGACGUAGUUAGAGUGUUUGUUUUCGCUCUUUUCCAGCUCACUUGAUGCUUGUCUUGAGUAUUUUUUUUUUAACCUUCCCUAAUCACAGUCCGGAAUAUAGGCCUUUGAAGUGGACAAAGGAAGGGAAAUGCAGUCUCACAGAGGGGGGCAGGGGCACAGCACUGAGUGCUGGAGGAGGGUGCGUGGAUGACCCGGAGGGAUGAAUCAGAUACUGGAGCAGGAUACCUGCCUCCUUGAGACACUUAGGAUGAGCGAGCUUACUAUACUAGAUGCAGUGAUUAGUUUGUUGGGAAACAAAAUGUUCUUUAUGAUACAAAUGAAGAAUGUGGCCUGAGGGUGUUAUUCUUUCUAAUGGAAGGGACAUAAAUCUAUUUUAUGUAGUUUUAAAUAGAAUGCCUAAAUUAGGCUGUGGGAGAUGAUUUUUAGUGGUUGUAAGAAAGAGCAAAUUUAGGGAGCGUUGAACUUCAGGCCUUUUAUUCCUGGGAAGAUAUCUAUAGAGACAAACAUUUAAAGUAAUUUUUGAUUAGAAAUAUACAUGGGCCCUUAUAAUGGACAGUAGAAUGUCCUCAUUCUGCUGGUGUGGUAUAUUCUUAAUUUGUACUCCCCUAAAAUGUAUCAGAAUGACAAUUAUGCAUUCAUGAACUAUGCCAGAGUAAUGUUUACAGAUACUUUGUAAUGACUUCAGGAGGCACGUUCGGGGGGGAUUGUGUGGCAGUUCCCUCAUCUUUUACAGUGGUUUCUCCACACUCUGGUUUAUGACGCCAUGCUCAGUAUCAAAAGGCUUGGCAGGAGGGGGCCCACUAACCAUUGCUCUUCAGUCCUACAGGAAAGGCGCUUCUGCCAAAGUCCCUGUUUUCUGAGAAGCACUGCAUACAUCUGUAGGUACUGGAAAUCCAUCUGCACCAGGGUUAGAUCUAAUCCCAGGAAAAUGACCAGAGAUAAAGUUAUAUUCAGUUUAGUGUCAGAUGAGUUUUGGAGCCAUAUACCAUAAUGAAUUCAUAAAAAUCAAUAUAAAAUAUUUUCACUCAAGAUUCUGGUAACGAGCAUAUGUUUGUGAGCUACUUCUUUUUCUGUGUCAGACUUAGUCACGAGCAAUGUGUUUAAGGGGACACAGUUAUAUGAAGUAGGUGGAAACACAUAUACUCAUAUUUGGUCUGCUAUUUGGAAGUUGUGUUGGGUCAAACUGGGCUCCUUAAGUUUGGUAUACAUUUCUUUUUUUGUGCUUAUUGUAAUGAAGCUUAAGCAAGAUUCUCAAUAUACCGCUUCAUUGUUGAAAUGCUUUAAGGCAAUUGGCUUUGAAUCUCAUACUUUACUUCCUCCCAGGCAUGCCUCAGUUGUCCAGAAACACACUGUUUAUCUUAUCGCUUAAGUCAUGUCCAGAAAGAGCAACCAUGUAUCUUAUAUACUAUGUAGUCUGUUUGCUUAAGGAGCCAUAUACCAUAUGAUUCCUAGAUCUGGUCUAAAUUAAUCCCCCAUGCCCCCGAAAAAAACCAACCUGCUCUGAAACUUUUGGCAUACUCAAGUCAUAAAUAAUAGGACCAUUAAAACAAUACAUUAGUCUCUGACCCUCUGAACGUAGCCAUUGGAAGAACCGAGUGCCCUGUGAACAGGAGAGGACGUAACUACGUUUAAGUGAAGCUUUAAAAUACGAAUUUUUGAUAGUUCACAAGAAACAGGUUUACAGAAGGCGUUAUUCAAACAAAAUGUGUACACUAUUUGCCUAAUCAUUAUGGAGUACAUGAUUUAAAAAUAAAUAAACAAAAGAACCUCCCUUAGACCAGCAGCCAUUAGCAUAGCAAGAUGGGCUUUAAAGAUGAUAUACCACACAAACAGACAUGCCGUGGAGAAACACUCCUGUCAGAAUCUAACCUGGAUUCUUGAAUAGAGGAAGCAUUGGUGGUGGGAAGCACAUGGCAGAUAGGAUAUGCGCAUGUGUCUAAGAUGGUCUCAUCAAGAUGGUGAGACUCUUGACUCUCACGGCCUCGGGCUGAGGCCCUCUCUGGGCUUUGCCAAGAUUAUUCUCCACUGGAACCACAGCUUUGUGUUCCAUGACGACAUGUCUAGUUUUUAGAGUUUAUCAACAGAAAAGUUUACAAAACUGAGUCUGGUUGAAUCUCUGUGAGGCAUUCAACUUUAAAGGGUCAACACAUCUGUCGGCAUUUUGCACACUUAUAUAUUAUUAUGAUACAACAUAUUACUUUAUGGUAAUUUUUAUUUUUUACAUAUAACUACCUCCAUGAAUCUGAUGAAAUGGCAGCGGUGUGUUAAAGUGUGUUCUUAAGACAAAAAAAGCAAUGUUUCAAACGCUUUUCAGCAGUAGGCCAUGGUGUUGCAUGUGUGUCGGUGACUUACCCAUUGGACUCAUGACUUUUUUGUUGCCAUGGUUUUCUUUCACAACAUCCUUUGGCUUCCAACUGUAAGCCUGUUGUUCCCCUUCCUUUCUCCCUUCUCCCCCAUGAAAGCACAUCUGAUUUGUUACAAAUGAAUGAACAUUUUAAAAUUACUGUCUUCCCCGCUUCUCUACUUCUGUUAUUAGAGAGAGAGAGAAAAAAGUUCUCUUUGGCAAAGAGCCACUUGGUAAACAUUUAGGAAGUUAUUAAUUCCUAUAGCAAUUGAAUUGGAUUGCUAGUGCCCCCCCCCUCCAGUAAGAAAAGACAUGAGAACUUUGAAGCACUUUGGGCCUCUCUGCUUUUAUCAUAUGCUACCCUAUGGAGCCCAAACUUCCUUCUUAUUAAAAGAACUGUGCCGUGCAUUCUGGGAUGUCUGUUAAGCAAUUUAUCUACCGUUUGAUAUAUCUUACACAUCUCAGGAGACCUUAAUGAGUGCAAAAAUAGGAUGUGUGCACACCCAAUAGGGAAAACCAAUAGGAAAGAAGAAAUGAGAGCAGCCAGGUAGAAAUAAGAAAUGCCUGUGUUUUAUAUGUUGGAGAAUUCACAUUCAGGAAACACAAGUGGAAAGGGAAUGUGGAGGAGCAGUGAUUUAAACACCAGCUGUUCCUAAAUGUCUCUUUCUGAAAACGUUACAAUGUACAAUGAAAUUCUAUUGUGGCUGCCACCAAGACAGGAAGGGGGUGGGGGGUGGGGGGUGUACCUAGAGGAACACCCUUCCUCUUUUAGGUUAAGAUAGCUUUGUCCAGUCCUACCUAGGAUUAAUCCCUUGUCACCACAAAGUGUACUUGAAGGCAAAGCUUGUGAUGUCAGUGAUGGGCACAGUUCUCACCAGGCCAUUUGGGAGAGGUAGCAUUCUGAGCUUGUGCUAACAACCAGUGACUGGUAAAGUUCCGCAGCUCAACUGGGCAGCUCAAAAUGCUUCUGAAGCGUUAGCUGCACAAUGGCAGAGCAGGUCCUGUGGGUCACACGCAUGCUUGACAGGAGCAGACAAACGGAGUGACUCAAGAUCCCCCAGAAACACAGUGGCAGCUCUCUCUCUCUCUCUCUCCUCUCUCUCUCUCUCAAUGACCUAUUUUCUAUCUGUUUGAUAGGCCAUGGUGAGACAUCACUAAAAUGCUAUUUUUAUGAUGUGUGCUAAUAAAGAAAACAAAUGCAGCUUGACACCUUGUCCAUUUCAUUCAAAGAGGUAUGGGUGUUUGGAAUCUCAACACCUCAGCACCCCUUUACUGGUAUUGAGUUAGGAAGUGCGAGAUGAACAAGUCCACACCAAUACCACUGUCGUCAAAGGCCAGUCCAGACAUCCACCUUUGUUUACAGUUUCUCGUUGGGUUCCUGUCAUUUCUGUGAUAACCCCAUCUUCAGGAACAUUGGCUGCUCCAGGCAGUGGAAGGUGCUGAAACAGUUGUUUGUUUUUUUUAAGUUUUCUUUUAAAAUAUUUAUCAAGCACUCUUCACAGUGCUCAGCUACAUACCAUCCACUAAACUAUAUCAAGCCCUGCUUUGUAGGAUCUGGGAAGCUGAUCCAGUUCUAAGAGUUUUGUCAAAUUAUGAGAUAGAAGGUCUUUGACAUCUGCUUUCUCCUUUCCCACAGACCAGUCCCACACCCAACUAGCAGUGUAGCGCAGACCACAGUAGACACAAGAAGUGGUGUUUCCUUUCCCUCCCACCCUCACCUCCCCACCCCCCACCCCCCACCCCCGCCAUUGUCAAAGCCAUCCAAUAACGUCCUGUGAGCGAGGGACUCCUUGGCCCGUGUUUAAGGCUUGGGGAAAUUAGAAACAAGAAAAAUGAAUGCAAAAGCCAUGGGAGGCAUUGUUUUUCUUUGGGCUAGUUAAACAUGGCGGAAAGGGAUUGCUAUUGUCCGAGCUUUGCCAAGAAAUACAAAAAGAAUCAGCUGUCACCUCAUCCUUCUGGAAGAAGGUUUUAUAGUAUUAAUGAUACAAGUGAUAUUUUCCCAUGGAGUUUUCCUUAGGAUACAUUUCAUGAAUUAUACACAGGAGACAUUUUAUUAUUAGAUCUCAUGUGUUUGCAAAAGGUACUGGCUUCUCCCUGAUUGAUGCCCGUCCCCUUGGCUUGCGUCAGCAAUGCAGAGGGGCUCCGUGGUGACGGCUUCUAUGAUCCAUAUGCCUGUGUCGUUAUUAUUGUUGUUCACAGGCUUAAUGGUUGCAAAAUUUAGAAUUCGGCAAAGCUCCAGGGGAAACGAGCGGUCUUGUGAUUGUAUACAGGCAGUCAGAGGCCUUUAACGGCUCAUUGCUGGCUUCACUUGUGAACACACACACCCGUCCGACUAGGAAAAGGGUAUUUCCGAGUGAGGUACCAAUGGCUCUGGAAAGGCAGAAAUGGAAGGUUAGAGCCAGGCUGGUCCUUGUGCACCUGCCUACCUCCCUGUCCAAAGGCUGACCUUGGUACCCCCCAUUCCCCUACUCUUGCCCCAAAAGAGGUACCACAUCUGAGACCUGAGCUCCCCUCCAAUCCCAGUCCUCUCCAGCUCCGGGACCUUCAUCCUAUAGAACAUUCUAGACAGCCCUGACUUCCUUUCCUCUGAGAGUUACCCUCUCUGCCUCCUUGUCUCCUCCUCCCACCUAGAUACCUAUUCCACCACCACUGUUUCCACAUUGGAAGAGCAGAAUACUGUGUAGUAUUGUGCACGCAUGCCAGUUAGGAGUAGAGCUGCCCUAGAGUCACUUCAUGUAAGUGUCAACAGGUACAAAUGUAAAGUCCUUAGAGCAGUGACACCUGUACUCUCUGGAAGAGAAUUCAAUUUGACCCUCCAAGUUCCAAGGGAUCAUGGCUCUGCAGGUGUCUUUCUCUGCGUGGCUGACUGUGACGAUUACAUUAGGGUCAAUGAGCUAAGAAGUACAUGUGGGAUUCACUAUGUUAGGAAGGAGUUUUGCAGCCAAGACUGCCUUGAAUAAAAAAUGUUUUUGCACUGAAAAAAAAAAAACUUUAAAUGACUUGGUCUCUGGUUGCUGUAAAGGUCAUCCAAGAUGGAUGUUCUGUUUAUAUUGUAUAGUAUUUCAUAAGAAAUAACUGCAGUUCAUGAAACGUCUUCCCUACUGUUACUGAUUUCUAACAGCACAUUUGUAACAUGGUUUUUAUCGUGUCCGUGUACCAUAUUGUAAAUGAUGAUUCCUUGUCAUCCUUAGUACAAUAAGUUAAAAGGAAAAAAAAAAGGACAGGGAUUUUUGUAAGUCUAUAUUUGAAAGUCCCUCCAUAUGGUAAUAUUGUGUUCAUGUUGUAUAUGUAGUGUUGUGUGAAAUAUCCAUUUUGGAUUGUGUUACUUUUUAAGAUAUUAAAUAACAUUUGGUUAUAUGUGUAA